GACUGUUCCUGCAAAAACAGGACGCUCGGAGGAUAUGCUAACUCUGCUUCUUUUCCUUUCCCCAGGUGUGGAGCAGAGGUAGAGUCCUGCACCAUUCUCCCUUACGCACGCCUGGUACUGUGUGGCGCACGUGACAGCUACAUCCUGCCCCACCCCUACCCCCCGUGACACCAGCCAAACUGGACACAUCAGCUUUGGAGCAGGCACAGCCAGGCCGGAGCCUUCCUGAUAGUAACCAGCCCGUUUUCCUCCUCAGCGAAGCACCGGCAGCUUCUGCCUCAACCCCGGAUGGGCGACGGAAGCAACAUGAUGCAACCACCCUCACUGGUGGGUACUGCCAGGGGAACAGGUUCAGGGGAGCACGCCUGUAUUUUGACAACCAACCUCUCUUCACAGGGAACUCUGGGAAUUGCAGCUCUGUGAGGGGAACAGGGGUAUCCUCACAACGCUUAGCCCCCUUAACAAACUACAGUUCCCAGCAUUCUUUGAGGGAAGCCAUGACUGUUUAAAGUGCUAUCAGAGAGUGCUUUUCUUUCCUCAGGGAAUUCAGGGAAAUGUAGUUCUAGAAGGAGGGCACAGCUAGAGAUGUACAAUAAAGGAUUCUUAGAAGCCUCCUGCAAUUCUCGGUGUGUGUGUGUGUGUGUGUUGGAAGAAGCCUUAGCUGUUAUAUGAGUAUAAAUUCAAUAUACAGUGGAACCUUCUCAAAUGGCUUAGUUGACAAACAAAUCAGCUCCCGAAUGGUGAAAACCCGGAAGUGUUUCGGUUUUCAAAUGUUUUUCGGAAGCCGAACAUCCAAUGCGGCUUCUGAUUGAGUGCAGGAAGCUCCUGCACUCAAUCAGAAGCCGCGCCUUGGUUUUUGAACAGUUUCAGGAGUCAAACAGACUCCCGGAACGGAUUACAUUCAAGAAUCAAGGUACCACUGUAAAAUCGUAUAUGCCCUUUAAAAAAGUACUCAGAAUAACUCCUAUUUUCCUAUUUUAAUUGAACUGGAAUAGUUUAUUUUGCAUGUGUUCUUAUUCAGCGCAAUCUUAUGCAUGUCUACUCAGAAGUAAGUCUCCUUAGGGGCAUUCACGUGAAAUGUGUUAAGCCACUCCUGUUGCAUUGGGGGGGGGGCAUCCUGCUCAUUCUUCUCAGUGGGGCUCAGGACAUCGAUCCGAUGGUACCACCGCAGCCAGAAAUAUUAUCUCACACAUUAUCUCACGCAUAAAGAGGAAGGUCCGUAUUAUUAUCUUUGCAUUGCAAGUUCAGGACUAAGGCUGAGAUAACAGCAACUCGCCUAAAGUUUAUGCUCGGGGUGCAAUAUGAGCUAGGGACUUCCUGGUUCACAGCUUGCCCACUUAAACUCUCCACUAUUACACAAGCACUCUUUGGGAAUGGAAGGGCAUUGCACUGUCUUCAAUUAAGGAAAUGAAAUGAUGCUUUAUGGAAAUAUGACCUUUCUGCCGACAGCAGGGACAGUGCCAAAGUUGGGGUCCUUAUCCUAUUUGGCCCAUGCACCAACCCAGAAAACCUGGAAUCUAACUUGAUGCCCACUGGAGAGACCCUUCCCCCCAUGCCAAUUUCUGUCCACUUGUAAAUACAAUGGCAACUAACUUAGAAAAAAGACCACCCUAGGCUGCUGCUUUGCCUUGUACAGUAGCUUUAUUGACAGCAAGGAUGGAGAACCGAAGGCACUCUGGAUCCUGCUGGACUUUUGUCCAAUGCUGACCGGCGUUCGUGCCAAUUAGGGUUGAUUGGAGUUCAACAAAACCUGUAGGUUGAACUUGCAACCUCCUCAACCCUGUUUUACAGCAUGGAGAUUGCGUCAUCGCCUUCUGCAGUUUGCAGAUCACUACACAGGAGAAGUGGCUGGCUUAAAAGCAGCUGUAAAAAAAAAAAGUUUGCAGCUGUAGAUGUAAUGCACCAGGAUUCUAUCAGGAAUCAUAGAUUCUAUCAGGAAUCAUAGACUUCAUAAAACUUAGGGAAGUGCUGGGUGAGAUCCCAUGGACAGUAAUACUAAAAGGAAAGGGGGUUCAUGAUGGCUGGGAGUUUGUUAAGAGGGAGAUACUAAAAGCACAACGUCAGGCAAUACCAAUGAGACGGAAACAUGGAAGGUGCCUAAAGAAGCCAGGGUGGCUAUCUAAAGAACUUUUAACUGAGUUAAGAUUAAAAAGGAUGUGUACAAAAAAUGGAAAAGGGGGGAAACCACCAAAGAGGAAUUCAAACAAAUAGCCAGCACGUGUAGACACAAAGUCAGAAAAGCUAAAGCACAGAAUGAACUCAGGCUUGCUAGAGAGGUUAAAAGCAACAAAAAGGCUUUUAUGGGUAUGUUCAGUAGAAAAAGGAAGAACAAAGAAACAGUGGGGUCACUCAGAGGAGAAGAUGGUGAAAUGCAAACAGAGGACACAGAAAGGGCUGAACUCCUCAAUGCCUUCUUUGCCUCAGUCUUCUCCGAUAAAGAAAACAAUGCCCGACCUGAAGAAUUUGAAGCAAAUGAUUCAGCAAAGGAAACACAGCCCAGAAUAACUAAGGAGAUAGUACAAGAAUACUUGGCUAGUUUAGAUGUAUUCAAGUCUCCAGGGCCAGAUGAACUGCAUCCAAGAGUAUUAAAAGAACUGGCAGAUGUGAUCUCAGAACCACUGGCAGUCAUCUUUGAGAAUUCCUGGAGAACAGGCGAAGUCCCGGCAGACUGGAGGAGGGCAAAUGUUGUCCCUAUUUUCAAAAAGGGGGAAAGAGAGGACCCAGAGGACCCAGUCCGCCCAGUUUUCAAAAAGGGGAAAAGAGAGGACCCAGACCGCCCAGUCGGUCUGACAUCAAUACCAGGGAAGAUUCUGGAGCAGAUCAUUAAGCAAACAGUCUGUGAGCACCUAGAAAGGAAUGCUGUGAUCACCAAUAGUCAGCAUGGAUUUCUGAAAAAUAAGUCAUGUCAGACUAACCUGAUCUCGUUUUUGACAGAAUUACAAGCCUGGUAGAUGAAGGGAACGCAGUGGAUGUAGCCUACCUUGAUUUCAGCAAGGCAUUUGACAAGGUGCCCCAUGAUAUUCUUGUAAAGAAGCUGGUAAAAUGCGGUCUUGACUAUGCUACCACUCAGUGGAUUUGUAACUGGCUGACUGACCAAACCCAAAGGGUGCUCAUCAAUGGUUCCUCUUCAUCCUGGAGAAGAGUGACUAGUGGGGUGCCACAGGGUUCUGUCUUGGGCCCGGUCUUAUUCAACAUCUUUAUCAACGACUUGGAUGAUGGACUCAAGGGCAUCCUGAUCAAAUUUGCAGAUGACACCAAAGUGGGAGGGGUGGCUAACACCCCAGAGGACAGGAUCACACUUCAAAACGACCUUGACAGAUUAGAGAACUGGGCCAAAACAAACAAGAUGAAUUUUAACAGGGAGAAAUGUAAAGUAUUGCACUUGGGCAAAAAAAAUGAGAGGCACAAAUACAAGAUGGGUGACACCUGGCUUGAGAGCAGUACAUGUGAAAAGGAUCUAGGAGUCUUGGUUGACCACAAACUUGACAUGAGCCAACAGUGUGACGCGGCAGCUAAAAAGCCAAUGCAAUUCUGGGCUGCAUCAAUAGGAGUAUAGCAUCUAGAUCAAGGGAAGUAAUAGUGCCACUGUAUUCUGCUCUGGUCAGACCUCACCUGGAGUACUGUGUCCAGUUCUGGGCACCACAGUUCAAGAAGGACACUGACAAACUGGAACAUGUCCAGAGGAGGGCAACCAAAAUGGUCAAAGGCCUGGAAACGAUGCCUUAUGAGGAACGGCUAAGGGAGCUGGGCAUGUUUAGCCUGGAGAAGAGGAGGUUAAGGGGUGAUAUGAUAGCCAUGUUCAAAUAUAUAAAAGGAUGUCACAUAGAGGAGGGAGAAAGGUUGUUUCCUGCUGCUCCAGAGAAGCGGACACGGAGCAAUGGAUCCAAACUACAAGAAAGAAGAUUCCACCUAAACAUUAGGAAGAACUUCCUGACAGUAAGAGCUGUUCGACAGUGGAAUUUGCUGCCAAGGAGUGUGGUGGAGUCUCCUUCUUUGGAGGUCUUUAAGCAGAGGCUUGACAACCAUAUGUCAGGAGUGCUCUGAUGGUGUUUCCUGCUUGGCAGGGGGUUGGACUCGAUGGCCCUUGUGGUCUCUUCCAACUCUAUGAUUCUAUGAUUCUAUGAUUCUAGGAUAGCAAAACAAGAACUGUAGAAGCAAGAACUCCAGCUCUUAUAAGCCACACCUAUUUCAUAGAAUUGUAGAGUUGGAAGGGACCGUGAGCGUCAUCUAGUCCUGCGAUGCAGCAAUCUUUUGCCCAGCAUGGGGCUCGAACCCACAACCCUGAGAUUAAGAGUCUUGUGCUCUGCUGAUUGAGCCAGCCCAGCUUUAAAAGGGACUUUAGAGUUGGGUAGGAACAUGGCUUAGGACUGUUUCUAAGGGAGGCAGAAUUUAGUGGGUGCAACAUUUCCCCUGCACAAAGUUGCAGCGAUGGGAAGCCUGUUGAAUUUCUACCCAUUGUGCAACUGUUAGAGAUACAGGAACCUUGCUAGGGUGAAAAAAAAAGUUGGCAGAGAGAGACAGUCCUGCCUGUGGGCAUGGGAUUCGCCAGAAAACUUUGCUCUGGUUCCAGCAGCUGUGGCCGCUCUCAAUCUUUGCCACCUUAAAGAAGCUCUGAACAAUUUCCUGUAGGAAAGGGAACCCAGAUCCCGAGAACAGUCUUCACAAGUACAGGCCUGCAGUUCUCCAGGAGAUCAGACUGUGCCACUCCCUGCAAAGAUAGCUGGUUUGGCUCCAAUCACGCCUAAGUUGGCAACUUCUGAUUAAAAUGAAAUCGAACCAGCGUGCCUGGGUGGAGCCGAUAUGAAAAAAAAAAGGAUGCCUGUUUGCUAUCGGGACUAGUGCUGGCAAGCACAAUGGGCUGUGCUGAGUCUGUCUUUCAGUUCAAGCUGCCCUGGUUUCCCCAAUGAAUCAUUCUCCACCGGCUGCCGCCUGUUACAAUGAGGCUCCCAGGAUACGGGACAACUGUGGACCUUCCUUCUGUGUGGAUUUCUAAGGUCUCUGUGUAGCAGGGGAAGGUACAUGUUGAUGCCAAUGAGAUGGAAGGCACCAGCUGGCAUCUGUGGUGGCUGCUGCACAAGGCAGCCCUCUCUUCCUGCUGCCUCUUGCUAAACCAGUUUUGCAGCUUUCCGGAACAGUUACAAAACCUUGCAGCAGCUGCUUGACGGAAAACAAGGCUGGAUGAGUGUUCACAUGCAGGAGCAGCAACUCCUCAUUCAAACCAACUUCCGUCCCUCUGGAACAGUUGUUACCUGACUCCAGUUCUCUCCCUCUGAAAACCUCCAGUUUCUUUCUCGCCGCGUUAUCUACCCACAUCCGCCCACAAGGAGGCAGCAGUUCUCUUUCAGUCGGAGAGAAAGCAGCGGUUUAUUGCUGGUUCAAAGAGGCAAAGAAGAAGCAGAGCUGCUCUCUUUGCAAUUGCUAGGCUAGAGACUCUCGAAAAAGGGGACGUGUGUGGCCCUUCUGCACACCCUCACGCUCCAGGUUUAGCAAGUGGGUCAGAAUUAGUAUUGUGGAUUCAUUACAUUGCAGAAAAUUUCCUAUGCCAUGCUAAUUAUUCCAGAUCUCGAGCAAGUGAGUCAACUCACAAACUGCAAAGGAAGCCAGUUCCCCCACUCACAAACCCCCAAAAGUUCUUUUUUUUUAUUUUAAAAAAAGACCUCCAUAGUUUUAUGGAAUGUAUGCAUGCAUUACAUUUAUAUCUCAGCUUUCUUUCAAGGAGCUCAAGGUAGUGUCUCUCUCCUUUCCCAUUUUAUCCUCACACAACAACCCUGUGAGGUAGGUUAAGAUAAGCACCUGUGACUGGCCCAAGGCCACCCAGGGAGUUUCACAGCUGAGCGGGGAUUUGAACCCUGGUCACCCUAAUCUGACACGCUAACCACGCCGCUACACUGGGCUAGAUGAUUCUGUAUGUUCCGCAGAGCCACUGGUGCAGCCACAUACCUGCAGUAUGGACUCCCCCAGUUGGAUGGUGUUUCCCAGGUAGAAUAGCCAGGUGACAGGGUUGGGUGGGGAAGGGCAGGGUUCCUGCACACCCUUUUAUUUGUUGUGUAGAAAGGGGGGGUUAGCAAGUCCCCUUAUCCUCUCCCCUCCAUCCCUGGCUACCCUAAUCCCAGGGCUGAUAUUUUAAUGGAGAUAUGGGAGCAAUCACUUUGGGAAGUGAGCUAGUCCAAAACUGGUGAGCUAGUCCAAAACAGGGGUGCAUGUGGGAAACCUCACUUUGGGUGUGUAAACGCUUAAAGCUGGCACUGGGGCCACAUAUGGUGGUUCUAUCUUUGGCAGUGGUGAACCUGUGGCUCUAGCUUCUUUCUUGACUACCAUCAGGCCUGUGACUGUUGGGAUUGGGGAGUCCAGCAGCAUCUCAGAGAGCCAAAGGUUCUCCAGGGCUGAUCUAUCAGACUGGAGCUGAUGGGAGUCAGAAACACCUGAACUGCAUCAGGUUGGCAGAGGCUGAUCUGAGGCAACCCUGGGCUCAAGACCCCUUUUCUGCCCUUCCCAACCCUUUUUGGCUGAAGCCAUAAUAUUUCUUUACUCUUCCCUACAGAGCUCUGCAGUAGCACCAAUGUCCCCGAGGUUGAAAUCAUCAGCUUGCUGGGAGAGCAGCUACCCCUGUACCAACUCCGGGCAGACACUGUGUUUGGGUACGAUCACGGCGAUUGGAUUCACACGCCGCUCGUCGCUCUCGACGCUGCCAGCAGCCUCACGCCGCAGCAGACUGAGGAGACCCUGGAGUAUUUCUGUAAGUGACCUUCAGGAAAACCGGGACCCUAGGGGGCGUACGCACACCGUGGGAUAAUGUGAACACAGUACCGGAUGCAGGCAACUUUUCAGGGUACUGUACGCAUGAUCUCACCCUCUCCGUGUCAACCCUGUCCCGGUUAUUUGUCAAUCUAAGGCUCAUUCUGCUGGAAUGGCUAUAAUUUGUCUGGUGCUGAGAAUGCCCUCACUGCCUCCAUGUGUAUGCAGAGUGCUUUCUCAAGCCACUUCCUGGUAGGGCAGACCUACUGGCGCUGCGGGGAUGUGCCACUCCCCCUCGCCAUGUUUAACUCGUCUAGGAAUCCAAUAGGCAAAAGAGGAAGCAGGACAGUAACUUGGCCACCUCUGCAAAAUACAGACAUGGUAUAGAUAUGAAGGUCUGUGUAUACGUGCAUUGAGGGGAUAGGAAUAGAGAACACGGUUGCACACUACUGAAAACACACCUCCCCGUGUGUACAGACAACUCUUGAGAGCCUGUGUGGUGCAGUGGUCAGAGGGUUGGACUAGGACAUGGGUAGGCAAACCAAGGCCUGUGGGCCAGAUCCAGCCCAAUCGCCUUCUAAAUCCGGCCCGCAGACGGUCCGGGAAUCAGCAUGCUUUUACAUGAGUAGAAUGUGUGCUUUUAUUUAGAGUUUUGGAGUUUGGAUUUGAUAUCCCGCCUUUCACUCCCCUUCAGGAGUCUCAAAGCGGCUAACAUUCUCCUUUCCCUUUUUCCCCCACAACAAACACUCUGUGAGGUGAGUGGGGCUGAGAGACUUCAAAGAAGUGUGACUAGCCCAAGGUCACCCAGCAGCUGCAUGUGGAGGAGCGGAGACACGAACCCGGUUCCCCAGAUUACGAGACUACCGCUCUUAACCACUACACCACACUGGCUCCCACUGCAUUUAAAAUGCAUCUCUGGGUUAUUUGUGGAGCAUAGGAAUUCUUUCAUUCCCCCCCCCCAAAAUAUAGUCCGGCCCCCCACAAGGUCUGAGGGACAGUGGACCGGCCCCCUGCUGAAAAAGUUUCUGACCCCUGUACUAGGAUCUGGAUAGGCCAGACUUCAAAUCCCCACUUGGCUCAAAAUUUGGAGAAAUGUGCAUUUCAAAAGAUGGCUGCAUUUUGGUUUGCAUAUUCUUCUGGUAAAAUGCGAAUUUGGUUGGUUGGCCUUUAAAUGUGAACUGAAUCAAAUUUCUCCCUAAGCCCUAGACACUUUUCAGUCUGGGUUUGGCACUGAAAUGGCCUUGCUGCUCUGGUUGAUUACCUUUACUGGGUGUGACCUUGUUGAUUCUCUUUGAUCCCUCUGUGGCUUAGGGUGCCAUUGACCCAUGGCUUCAUCCUGGAUCCGAUCUGCUGGCUUCCACAUAUUUUCCACAGGCUUCCAGCUUGUUUCCAGGGCUUUUCAACAUCUCUGUGUGUGCAGCUGCCAUCCAGGUGUAUGGAGUGUUGGCAGUACGAAGAUGAUACCCAACCCUAUCUCUCAAUUCCACCUGAGUUGUUGUUGUUGUUUAGUCGUUUAGUCGUGUCCGACUCUUCGUGACCCCAUGGACCAGAGCAGGCCAGGCACUCCUGUCUUCCACUGCCUCCCGCAGUUUGGUCAGACUCAUGUUUGUAGCUUUGAGAACACUGUCCAACCAUCUCGUCCUCUGUCGUCCCCUUCUCCUUGUGCCCUCCAUCUUUCCCAACAUCAGGGUCUUUUCCAGGGAGUCUUCUCUCUUCUCCACCUGAGUUAGGAAAGGACAUUCAGAUGCAGGACCAGUGUCUCAAGGCAGUAAUGGGGGCUUUGAGACUGAAUCCCAGUGGAUUCAGGAGUUGGGUAGGCAGCCUUCUGUGGAUAGAGCUGCACUUCUCCUGAAGAACAGGUGUGCAGCUUGGGGGGGGGUACUCCCUGAACAGGUUGGUGGGGAACCCCUUCUCAGCCUGAGGGCCACAUACCCUCAUGAACAAUCUUUUAGAGGCCACAUGCUAAAGGUGGGUGGGACCAGAGACAAGACUGGGCAUGGCCAGAUGAAAAAAAGGAGCACAGCAACAGCUGUGGCUCUUAGCUUUGUACAGCAGGUACCAUCCCAGCUAUGAACAACUGAGAGGUUUCUCCUUCUACUUGCCAGCCCCUGCUUUGAGAUCUGCAGAAGAGGCACUGCUUGUGGUUCCACCAGUGGGAGUGAUCCAUAGGGUGGUGGCACAAGCCAGGGCCUUUUCUGUGGUGGCCCCUAUAUGUGGAACUCCCUCCCUGGGGAAGUCUGCUUCUUCCCUCUCCCUGAUGGCUUUUCAGUGUCAAUUAAAAAGCAUUGUAGUUUAUUCAAGCCUCUGGCACGUAGUUUGAGGAAUGCGAGUCUACCCAGGUCUGACUGCUAGAUAUUGUGCUUAUGUUUAUAUGCAGUGGAUUCUGCUAUAGGUUUUUAACUAAUGCUUUAUAGUUUUCUUGUGAUGGCUGCUUAGGGGUGGGUGGGAUAACUUUGUGGGCGGCUCUGAGUUUCCACGGGAGGAAAGGUGAAAACAAGGAAGCCCAACAAAUGAAUGGAUAUUCACUAACAUAUGCCUGGUUAAUUCCUUUGGCUAGCCUCUGGUUGGAGAUUCUGAGAAGAGAACUCUGGGCUAAAAUGGUGGUCCAGAAGGAGCUGUUCUUAUGUCCUUGCCUAGGAAACUCGUUCUGAGGUGGAAGCGCCCCCUCCAGCUCAAAUGAAAGCCAGCUGGACAGCUCUGCUGGUGGCCCUAAAUCAGUAUCCACCCUACUUACCCUCUGGACAAGGUCACCAAGAGCUAAUCGUGUCUUAACAAGGUUGGCCGGGGAGAUUUCCGGACUCCUAGAACAUCCCUGCUAUUUCUGAGUCUGAGCUGCGGCAUCUUCUUACUAUCAGCUAUUAAAUACACACACCCCACCACCCUCCUGCUGCUCUGCCCUUCCUGAUUCCACAAGGGACUAGGAAAUUACAUUAAAGGGGGGAGGGCGCGCUCUGAAGGACAGUGAACAAGCGGUCCCCCCUUCCCAGCUGUCUAAAGCACUCUCCCCAUUCAACAAAGGUGGCCUGCCUUCCUAUAAAUGGAAUCCCAGAUAAGCAUAUAACGGUAGGUGGGCUUUAGCAAUGUGUGCCUGGACUCUGCCACUGUGUGCUCACAUGAAUCAUAGAACCAUAGAAUUGUAGAGCUGGAAGGGACCUCAAGGGUCAUCUAGCCCAACCCCCCCCUGCAAUGCAGGAAUCUCAUUCAAUCAUGUGAGCAGACUGAAGUGGCACAACCCAGGCAUGGAUACACAUGGGACUCAGCUAUACAGCUGCAAAUAGAACGUUUUAAGUGUGUUUAAAGUGCAUUAUACAAAUGUGACACCAGAUGGUUGAUGGUGAGCUAAUGGCAAAUUCAAUAUAAAUUUUUAUUUUUUAUUUUUAAAAGCAUUUUCACAGUGGGUUUUUUCGCCUCAUGUGUCUAGAUUCAGCCACACACCCCUCCCCAUCCCUGUCAGGGAAAAGGCUGGAACACUCUGCUACAUUACUGUGUGCGAGGACUUUUUUUGUACUAGAGGGUUUGUUUGGAGGAUACUUUUUUUGCUUUCGCUGUGACAUGACCUCCUACCGGCAGUCUGAAGUAGUACAGCUCAGACACAGACUGCUAGCUGUUGCGUUUUAUAUUGUGAACUUCCCUGAGACCUGUGGGUACAGGGCGGUGUUCAAAUUUAAUAAAGAAGGAGGGGGAGGUUGAGGAAGAGGAGGAACGGCUUGAAUUGGCAUUAGCUUCGCAUGUAGGAUCCAUUGUUGCCUUCUUACCAUUUGGGGGGCUGUUCACGCAGCACUUUCCGCAUCCGCAUGAGCAGUUUGGGGGACUUGUUCCUUGGGCGUAAACUUGUGGCGUGCAGAGAAAACAUGUUGUGUGAACAGCCCUCCACUUACAGGUAUGGUCCAGCACCAUAAUAAAGAUCUGCUCCUUUCUCCAGUUGCCGCAGUCACCAGAAUUGCCACCGGCUGCCUCCGUGCCGGGAGGGUUCAUGUUCUGCUCUUCAGCCGAAGAUGUAUUGCUGCCCUAGGCCAAAAUUACCUUGUCCCUCUCUUUGCGUUAUCUUUAGUAUGCUGUGUGUUCUUUCUCUCUGAGAGGGUGGGCGCAUUUGAGGCUGUGCAUGUGUAGGAUCGUGUGCUCGAAAGCAUGGCUUGCAUUGUGACAACCCCCCUCCCCAAACUGAGCUCUCCAACUAAUCUUCCUCUGCAAAGAUCCCCUGGGUAGCUAAGCAGAUUGCACGGUAACCGAAACAGUGCAGCUAAUUAUGGAGGGGGAUUACCUGCCUCCUGUGCGCAACUUACCUCUGUCCAUAUUUGCUUCUAUCUAUAGCUGUCUCAGCCACACAGGGCCUUCUGCUUCCCUUCUGUGCAGUGCUGGGGAAGGGUUGUAGCUCAGCAGGAGAGCAUAUGCUUGGCAUGCAGAACGUCACAGGUUCAAUCCCCGGGGAAGUUUAUCUGGCACCUUCAUUUUUGAUCCCCUCGAAAUCCAAACUUCCUUCUAAAAUAGAGGGUGGCUAACCCAUGGCCCUUGAUCCACAUAUUAUGGGACUCCAGCUCACAUCUGCCUUAACUAGCAGAGCCCAAUGGUCAGGGAUUAUGGGAGUUUUGUCCACCAGACACAUGGAGAGCCACAGGUGAGCUGCCUCUUCUCUAAAAUGCAAACCUUGGUGAUGUUGCUGUCUUUCCUGCUGCCCUGUCAUUUUCCACAAUCCUUGGCAAGAGCUCCCUUCCUCCUCCUUCCAGCAAAAAUGUCUUCCAUUAUUAAAGCCCCUACAUAAAUUAUUCAGGACUCCCUCGAAACCUUUUCACGCUGCCUGAAAUGCCACGUCUGAUGGAAGCUCUGUAGCUGCCAAAACCCUUCGCUAUGCAAUAUGUAGGUGACCUGGACAUAGGGGACUGGUAUUGAGCCAACAGAACCAUAUAAAGUGAUAGCAGCAGUACUAGCAGUUCCCCAAGGGUGGGGAAAAACUGAUCAUGAUGGAUUACUUUUAUACAAAAAGGUGGGGGUGCUUAAAUAAUUCCUAGCUAACUCCAAAGGCAGAUCAUUGGUGAGAGUCUGCCUAGGGUUUGCACAAUGGGCUGCAGCGAAGUUGCAGCAACAAGAACACCAGCUUGACAUGAACAGGCUCUUCCUAGAGACCCCACCAUGCAUUCACACCAAAGUUAGGGUCACCAGCUUUUUUUUGUUUUGUUUUCUCCAGCUCCUUUGCCUUUAACAACAGCCCAAACUGCACGCAGUAGCAGGUGAUAAUGCUGAUCAGUAUUCCAUUAAAGGAUUCCUCCACAUACAAGCCCAGGAAGGGCUCAGAGACUGGAAACUACUACCAGAUCUCUAGUCCUUGACAAUUUCUAGUAAAGGCAGACUGCCAAUACCUUAUGUGUGUAAACAUGCUUACAUAAGUCCUUACACACUUUCCAGCCUCCUUUGCUCAGACGCAUGUAACACUAAGACGAUUAAAUAUGGCUAUCUAUCUAUCUAUCUAUCUAUCCUUCCCCUCCCCAAUGCACUGUUAUGCAUGGGGCAAAGAUUCCGACUGAUAUACGCUACUGAGUACAAAAUUAGCAUGUGGUGGUUAUUUGGGAUGAAUUGAUCCAGAGAGAGAGAGAGAAAGCGUGUCUGUGGUGAAAUAGCUGAAACCACACCAACCCACACCCUCCCAUUCAGAAAAAAAUACUGCAUAAAGAUGGAGCUGGGAGUGGGAUAGACCAUUCUGCUGCAUAACAACAGGGGGAGGCUGGCUGCUUCUCCCCCCCGUCCCCCGCCCACUCCCCAUUUUCCAUUUGCAACUCUACUACCCAAGCCUUCGGUUCUCAGCUAGCAAGCUGCGCCCUCUGUGCUUUGCGCCGCUCUUUUGACGAGAUGCUCUGAGCUAUGCUAAUAGUCUAUUUCCGCCCCUCCCUCCCUCCUGUAGACCCCCCCUAUUUGUUGAAGCCACAGUGGACUCUUCCCAAGCAGGUGGACAGCAGACUCUAUAAAUAGGGGUGGGUAGGGGCAAGUAGAGGCUGCAUUGCAAAACAGCGCAGGAGGGGAGCGUGGGUUGCGUCUGUUGCGCUUAUACACGCGUUUGCAGCCCCUCUGCUUGCUUUGCACAACUGUUUGGCCUCUUGCUGGGAGGAAGGGAAGAGGCGCGUGUCCUCCUGUUAGAUUCAUGUUGCCCACGGAGGUCGGGGAAUUGCUGGUCUCGCAGGGGAUGGAAUUCUGGACCAGCCCUGCCUCUUACGACGAAGUCAACGGGAACACGGAGCUGGCUGAUAACACGGACUUGAUAUCCCAGGAGCUGGAGGAGGGUAAGAAGGCAGGGGGAUAAAUGGGAGGUAGGGUUGGGAAGAGAGGGCAGCGCGGGUGCGAGGCUUGGGCUCGCAGAUUGAUGUUGCGGUCUCUGACCUUCAGUCUCCUUUGAGCUCCUGAAGAUGUAUGUGAGCAGACGACCUGACCUGGUGGUGGUGGGGAGAUUGGAAAGCAUUGUCCAAUCUGCUAUAAGCAUUGCCCAGAUGCUAUAUGGUAGGGAUAGACGAUGGGUUUCUGGUGGAUAUAUAUAUAAAAUCCUUUAUCCACCUGUGUGCUGAGAUGGAGCAGAGUUGUUGAAAGGCUUGCCUGUUAUUAUUUUACUUAAUGGACUUACGCAUCACUUUUUUUUCUCCCUUUACAAAAUGUAAAGCGACUUACAAUAUAAUGCAAUGCAAAAAUUAAAAGCGAGAUGAAACCAAAACAAAAGGAAAACUAAAAACAGUGAUAGACAUUUAAAAAGCAGGCCAACAAAUCCGAGCCACCGAGAGAGAGAGGCUGCAGUGUCUGGACCCUGCUCUACCUGACUGCAAUAGAUGCUGGGCAAGUGUGUGUCUGGGAGAAGCUGUCAGUUACUGCCUGUAACCCGCUUUUCUUCCAGAAGGUUAUCAAGGAAGUGUGACUGUUCUUUUCUGCUUUCUGUAGGGCUGGCAUUCCCAACCCCACCCAGGCUCUGCCCCUGUGGCUUCAGCAUCCACCUGACACACACUUGCAGGUGUGUGCUUUCUCCACCACUUGGUUGUCACAGCUGAAAUAGCCUCCCUGGUUUUGUUCCUGCUUUUCAGGGAUGCUCUUGAAGGCCCCAGGAGCUCAGCCAGUUUUAAGGGACAAAGCUGGCUCCUAGCUCGAUGGUUUAAUCCACUUUGUUGGAGCUUGCCUCUUCAGGCUGAGAAAAGAACCCAGAAGUCCCGACUGACUCUCACUUUACUCCUCUGAGUUCUUGCUUGCUUUAUUUAGCAUUGCACUUCUAUCCCACUUCUCCUGCAAGGAGCGCAAGGUGGUGCACAUGGCUCUUCCCCCCCUCCCUGUUUUCAGCCUCGCAACCAUCCUGUGAGGGAGGUUGUGUGGAGAAACAAGGCCUGGCCCAAGGUCAUCCAAGUGGCUGAGUCAGGAUGCGAACUCUGGUACCCCAGGUACUGGUUGGACACUGUAACCGCUACACUGACACCUUCCUCAGUUGGGAGUAGAGGGAAAUCUAGAGUCUGGGAUCACCAUUGUAGGUAGAUGGUCUGUCCUGCCUUUCAACAGGUGAAUUAGAUCAAAUGACCUUUGCAGAUUUUCCCAUCUUAAUUCCCACUUCUUUCUCUUCUCCACUCACCAAAGUGAAGCUGGAAGUGAAACUUCAUGAUAUUUGGAGUUUAAGAUCCCAUGCAGACAGUUAAACAAAAAUUAUAUGGGUGUGUGGCAAUUCAUAACUGUUUACUGGCAUCUCAUAGGGAGGAAUGGGGCAAGGCCUGAUAGUUUAAAGAGCUCUGGAAGUGUUUUUUUGGAGUGAGGGAGGAGGAGAAUAGCUGUUUUCUUCCCCUCAGAGUUGCCUCUCUAUUAAAAUGACAAAGAAGUGUUCCUAUUAGACCCUUGUUUAAAUGUAAUUAAGCAUGGUGAUUUUGAGGGGCUGGGUGGUCUCCCUUGUGUGAAAAACAAUGAAAUGUUUGAGGUGAGCAGAGGGUUCCCUGAUCUAUAGAGAGAGUUUUGUAAAUAAGAGUUUUAAUCAACAUUUCCUUUAGAAGAAUGUUGGCCCUCUAAAUGCAGGGCAAUCAAGGACAACAGACUUUGAAAAGGGAGGCGCUCCAUUUUCUGUUAAAAAAUAAAUGAGGCGUCUGAGUAUCUGCACAAUCGCUGGGCCUCAUAUGUUCUUUCAUACAUAUUUGUAUAGGAAUAAGACCUGGCUUUGGGAGAAAAAUGUAUUAUGCAGAAUCACUUGCCAAGAGAACUGGGGACAGACUGCAGGUUCCUUUCGUUGUUGAAUAUAUACAUUUUUUUCUGUGUUCAUAUACAAAAUUGCCAUGUGUGCAAUGGGACGCUGGGAGUUCAAUAGAGCUGAAUUAACAUACGUCUCUCUUGAUGACUCACCAUUAGAUUUCCUGCACCUGCACUUAUGGCUGCCUUGUCGGAACAUAAAUUACCUUGUGGUUGAAAGGAUUCCAGGUGAUGGGGGAGUACCUCCUUUGAAGUUUGAAAUGCAAUGGCUCUUUCCCACAUGCAAUGCCAUGGUUGGGUUAUGAUCAAGCCGUUGAACUUGCUUGUGUGAACUUGGCUUCAUAUUAUUUUUUCCAUGGGUUUUUAAUGAACUUGGGGGUAGAAAUGUCCACUCGAUGAUUCAUAGGAAUGCUCCGCAAAAAGCAGGUGUCCUACCAAUCGUGUGGUGGUCCCUGGGCAGGAUAAGGUAGACCAGCCUUGCAAAUAAGACCAUGAAACUCACUAGUCGAAGUCUUGGGUAAUUUGUCUGAAUGUGCUGCAUUGUUUGUAGGUAUUGUAGUAUAUCAGCCUUGGUGUGACCAAGGCCCCUUGCACCUCCAGUAGUUUAGCAUCACUGUUAGGUUUUAAUAGCUGGCUUCUUUCUUUCAAUUGGUGCUGGCUGGUGUCCUUUGGGGACAGGUAGAGCAAAAGACAGGGAGAAGGUGGAGCUGGUGCAAAUGGGGACUGGUAGGGUGGGAGGCAGGGAGACCAACAGUAGGGGGCGCCAGAGCUAAUGCCACCACUCCCUGAUUGGUUGCAAGAAAGAAGGCAGUCAGGUAGGGGCUGGCUGAGCCUGAGAACAAACUCAGGUGGGUGGGGCAGGCUCUCAUUCACUCUGAUGCACCAUCCUUCUCUGCUAAUUUGAUGGCAUGCGUGUGUAAGAUUGGUUGCUCUUUUUGUGUAUGUGUAAACUGCCUUGGCAUUCUAUCUAUAUCAUCUAUAUAACUAUAUCUAUAUCUAUCUAUCUAUCUAUCUAUCUAUCUAUCUAUCUAUAUCUCAGACUACACUGUACUGUUAUUAUUUUCUAAAACAUCAUUGGGGACAGUGUUCAUGAGAUCAGCCAAUACGCUCAUACCUAUGUAGGAUCUGGAAUAUCCACCAAUACUUAAACCAACAUCCAAACAAUUCUGUUCCCAGCUACCUGUUUCCUCCUUUUCCUUGCGGCUUUUGUGUCUUGAGUCGACCUGCUUCGUGGGCCGAGAUUUGGGUUGACCGUCUGGCUGCGAAAGGGAUCAAGGAUGCCUUCUGCCCGCAUCCCAUUUUGAAGUUUACCUCACGAUAGCUGCCCAUUGUUUCCUUUAUCACUAUUAAGCUCCUGGAUUAAGGCCUAAAUAAAGGCCUUAAUCCGAAAGCUCAAUAAAGAUAAAAUGAAUACUGAUCAUUUAUCUUCCUUCUGAAGUAUUGAGGGGGUAUUUUCUCUCCAAGGUAUUUCAGGACCGUUACAAUGAGGGGCAGGAGGACAAUAUUUCUGUUUUAGUGCUUAUUGAUUUAUUUUUUAUAUAUAUAGAAAAUGUCAGUUUUAUUGCUGUGUCCUGCCCUGAGAUCAUUUUGACAGUGAAGGGAUGAAAGGAAGUUUUGUAAAUAAACUAAAAUAAUGCUGAAACAGAAAUUGAUUUCCUUUUGGGGAGACCUAGUGGCUGUGUUUUGCUUGAUGCUUAAGAAUUCUAAUUCUGCUUUAUGUGGGGUGAGGGAGUCAUUUUCCUUCCAGCACACUGACUCUGGGUUUGGGGCUGCAGAUUUUUCUUUCAGCUUGCCGUUCUUAAGCCUAUUGAAAGUUUCCUGGCUUGCUUGAACUGUAUGGUGUUACGUUAUCUUGUGCUGUGUACUAUAUAGAUUAUUUGGUGUGAUGUAUGCGAUGUGUGUGUGUAGGAUUUAGCCCGGAGGCAAGACUUGAACUUGUUGAUCUGAGCUCUGUGGACCCACUGGAAGCCAUAUUCCACCGUGGCUGCAAGGAUUUCACCUGUUUAAAAGCCUUGAUGAAGUGCUUAAAAAACAAUGUUAUUCAUUAAUCACUUAAACAUGCCCUUCUUUCAGGCUUGGACAGUUUUCGAAAUUCACCAGGUGCAUUUUGCAAUUGCCAUGGGUCCAAAUGUGACCACAUGAAAAUCUCUCGAUGCCAGGUUGCCAACUGGGGAAAGCAAAACUUACCUAGAGAACCUGAAAUUUUUUCCUUGAAGCUUGAACUAGUUUUAUUCUGGAUUGUUUUGUUUAAUGUUUUAAUGUGUUGUAAACCACUUUGAGAUUUGUUCCUUAAAAUAUAAAGAGGUAUAGAAAUUAGCAAUAUUAUCAAUAUUCAUCCAGCGGGGAAGGGAAAUGACACCUGGACGUUCCAUAGGGGCGAUGGUGCCUAGCUUACAUAUCUGAGUUUCUAGCACUGCUACUUGGUGAUGCCAGGGGUUGAACAUUCCCACAUCCUCCUGCAGACUGAGUUGUGAUCUAUGGAUCAUGAGUAUUGCCAGCAUUCUGAUUCUUGCUCAUCAGGUCACUCUUAUCUCCCCUGUGCACCAAUCACACCAGAAAGGGAGCGACUUGUAAUAGCAAAAUUGUCGGGAGCAGACAUGUCUGAAAGUUGGGGGUGUACCAAUGUUUAGAGUAAAUAACGGAAGCUGCCUGAUAUGUGUAAUGACCCACCCUUUGACAACAGAGUGCUCUCGAUGCGCUAGCUAUAAUGUGUAGACCAGCCUUUCCGAUGGACGGCAAAAAACGGAAGCGGAUAAAAGUGAAGCAUAUUAGCAACAUGCCCCUAAAGACUUCAGUUUUGGAAAUCCCACUAGCAAUGGCGCUUCACAUGCCUUGCACUUAGUGAUCCUCACCACACCCCUGCAAAGUAGGUCAAUACUGCUUACUUGAAUGUUACGGCUUAUAACAGGAGGCUGCCUGAUGUGUUUUCAAAGGGAGCAUAUUUUGUCAUGCUAGACCCGGAAGACUGGAAUGUCCGAAUCCUUAAAAUCUUGGACACUGACUUGUUUCCUGUGUUUGUUGUACAGAAGUAAAGGAGAUGGUAGAACUGCAAGUCCUUGCUGGCUAUGCACGGGAAUAGCUAGGUGAACAAGGGCCUUGGGCGUCUACGCAGCUGUCUUGUUUAUCCCUGCUCUGCUGGAAUUCAUGCUCCAAUUAUUUUCAAUUAUGGCUCACAUGGAUGAUGAGGUGCCAAAGGGAGGGGGUCCCCGUAUGGCACAAAGGGGGCUGGGCAGGCAGGGCGGCAUGCCAACUGCAGGACCAUCAUGGCGUCUCUCCGCUGUGCAGACAUGCCACUAGGCACGCACGCAAGAAAGGAGGUGGGGUUAGCUGGCUGGCUUGAUUUAAUGGCAGCCGGGCGGGGAAGGACUGGACGUCCCGCCUGGCUGGGUGGGGGAGUGGACAGGGAUCAUAACUGCUUUGACUGUGGCCCGACUCCAUUGCAUAACAGCCUCAUCUGAGAAGUGCAUAAUGGGAUUCGAUGUCGUCUCCGAUAGUUCCAGCUAACCUACUUUCCUUGCGUCAGACGGCUGUGGCUGGGAACAGAUAGGCUUAGCUCUGCAGGGCAAUGAUCUGCACUUGCUUGAACCCAGCAGCGUAAGGGUGAGAAGCCGAGGUGAGCAGGAGGACUUAUUUGGGACCAUGGCUCUGAGGGAAACCUUCGGAGCGUUCUGGAUCUCUGGCAUCCCCUUGCUUGGACAUUUCUCUGCUCCCUUUAUUUCAGACUACAGUGGUACCUCGGGUUACAUACACUUCAGGUUACAGACUCUGCUAACCCAGAAAUAUUACCUCGGGUUAAGAACUUUGCUUCAGGAUGAGAACAGAAAUCGUGCUCUGGCAGCACGGCGGCAGCGGGAGGCCCCAUUAGCUAAAGUGGUGCUUCAGGUUAAGAACAGUUUCAGGUUAAGAGCGGACCUCCGGAACGAAUUAAGUACUUAACCCAAGGUACCACUGUAUUAGCACAGUGCAUAACUCCUGUUGGAACGGUUGCAGGGGCAAAAGCCCCCAAGCAGGGCAACGUGGUUCCUGGAUCUUAGAUCUCGAUUUGAUCCGGUGGAAUGUGAAAUAUUCAUUUCCCCCACCUACAGAAGAUUGUGCUUGAACAAAAUGGAAAUUUAGAGGCAACUGUUUACAACUGAUUUCCUAGUGGGACGGGUCGUAUCUCUGAGGUGGAUCACAUGGUUUGCCUGAAUAAGGUCCCAGGUUGAACCCUGGUGUUUCCAGGCAGGGCAGCGAAUCACUCCUGUCAGUCUGCAUAGACCAUAGGUGGCCAAUGUGUUUUCCUCCAGAUGUGGUUGGACUCCAGCUGCCAUAACCCCUAGCUGUUGGUCAUGCUGGGAGUCAAAAGACCAACGUCGGCAGGACAACAACUAUCCUUGAUAUAGACAAUAUUGAGGUGGAUGGAUCAGUGGUUUAACUAUGCUUAAGGCAGCUUCCUAAUACAGCCUAGAUCUAGGCCCUCGAGCUGCGGUUCCCCCAUCAGCUUCACCCAACAUGGCCGACAUCCAAGAAUAAUGGAAGUUCUCCGCCAUUGUGGAGAAGGUUUCUCUCAGAGUUCCCUAACUACUACUUCACGCAUGACCUUGAGUGCCUUUUAGAAACAAAACAGCUUACUAUUGUGCUGAAAAUUUUGGAGAGCAGGUUGAAUCACACUGGAUGAAGCAUUCAUCAUAAAGGCACUUCAGCCCAACAGAGGCCAUUGUGGAAACAUAUUCUUUUUGUUUUCUUCUGACAAACAUAUGUUGAAUUCUUCCUGUCCCUCAUUAACAUACAUCCACAGAGUGGAUAAAAAUCAAUGAUUUAAAAAAUAAUAAGAAGAAAGGAUAUUUUUGAUUUACAUUGAAUUUUUUUGAUUUGCAUUGGACUUUUUUUAAUUUAAAUUGGAUUUUUAAAAUAAAAUGCUUUUGGAGGAAAAAUCUUUCUAAAGAUAGUUUUCUAUUUAAGUUCAUUAUAGUCCAAAGGCUAUUCAUCAGGAAAUAAGGAUUUGUUUUAAGUUUUUCAUGUGUGCUAAAACUCAACAAACAUUAUACAUAUGCUAUAAUGUUUCUGUUUAAAUUAAAUAAACUGUUUAAAUUGUUUUUAAGGAAAUGAUUAUUUUUCUCCUUCCAGUAAAGUACAGCAGAAAAGUUGUCCAAAUAUAAACAGUUAACUUAUUAAACCUCACAAUAAUUUCAUAAUUAUCUGUCAAUGUAUUUCUAAACUAUAACCGAACCAGCAAUUUUUAAUAUAACUGUGAAAACUACUCUGAAAAUUUAUUAUUCCAAAAACGAAACCUUUAUCUGGUUGUAAAUAUUAAGAUAAUACCAGCAAGAAUGAGUCUUUCUGUAAAAAAAAUUGAUUUAAUCAAGUCUUGCUGAGUAGUGAUUUAAGUCAAGUCUUACUGACUAGUGAUUUAAAUUGAUUUGAUUUCAAUCAAACCCACCCUGUACUUCCAUAAGACGCCACACUUCUAGAUAACCAUUUUGUAAUUGACAUCCUGCUGUCGGUCCCUUUCAGUGGCUCUGCUGCGCAUGUACUGGCUUUAAGAGGGGAGAGAGGUCACUUCCUUCAGUCUCUUGUAUUUGGAGAUGUCAGAUUUUCCCUUGCAAAGAAAGACCAUGAAGCCAACCUUAGCUAAGGAGCCUUGGGCAAAAGGUGUGUGUGGGGAAGUGAUGCAAAUCUGAUUGGAACUGACACUGCCCUUAGAGAGAGGCUAAAUAGGGCAAGAUUGACUCUGUAGAGUAGCUUGUUUGAGCACCGGAAAUGUCUCCUUCAAUCCCAUCUUGGCCUGGCUGUGUUUUUUCUUUUCUUCUCUUUUCCAGCUCAAAACAACAUGCAUUUCACUUAACACCAACACGCUUCUGCUUCGGAACGGGACGUUACUUGUCCCUGCCAGGAACCAAAUUUAGUAAAUGCAAUUUAUACCAUCUACUUGGCCCUUAGGCUAGAGUGGAGUAUUUUUACACACUACAUUAUAAAAACACCUUUGAAGCACUUCUUGUGUUGUAUGUGAAUAUUGUUAACUCUGGGUUGGAAAGUGGGAAGAGAGUAGUUUAAAAAUGGAGCGAGUCUUCUGGCUUACGUAGCUGACAUUGUUGUGUUACAGAUGUGGGGGAAUGAAAAAGGUAAUUGUUACCUGGAAAAAAGCUUAGGAUCUGGCAAACCAGGGUUCAAAUUCCAGUAGUCUAGAGGGUUCACUGAGUGGUUUUAAGCAAACAGAGAAAGUGGGAGUGUCUGUGAAUGUUACUCCUUGCAGAAAACAGGUUUCCUGUAGUGCAAGUUUUACAGACACAAACCCUUUUUUUGAGAUGCAUGAUCUUGGCUAAAGAGGUGGAAAUGUGGUUUGGGGUGAGUGUGUGUAUGCUGUUAUUGUUGUUAAAAAAUAAUUCAAAGGACAAAAUCAACCUUCUAAGUUGAAACAAAUGAGGCAGCCAAUGCAGCUGGCACAAUACUGGCAUAAUGCUAGCAGAAUGCUUGACUCUGUUGUUUUCACAAUAAAUUUGUGCGCUAAGCUUUGGGGAGUGUUCCCUCCUCCUGGAAUAAAAGUUAUCUCAUGGCUGGGUGUGUUCUAUGCCAGCACCGAAAAACGACUGAUGAUGAUGACUAUUAUUAACAACAGAAUUCAGCAUUCUGCAAAUCUCCACUUUCAUGAUUUAGUUGUAAGUCUCUGUCCAUAAUGGCUGAAAACAUAUGCUUUGAAUAGUAUGGGAGGUGCCCGCUGAACAGGGGUGAUGAUGGUGCAAGUUUCUUAAAAAACUUGUGUCAUUGCACAAAUUUGCAUUAUAUUUGCAUCUGCUUCUUUGUAAGUGUGAAUGCAGAUUUGGGCUGAAUUUCAGAUUUGUGGGGUGGAGGGAACCUCAAACUCUGGCUGUUGUUGUCAGGGCAUAGGAGCCAACUCCUAGGGGGUAAGGGGUCUUUGUCCCCACCUGUGGGUUAAACCACAGAGCCUAGGACUUGCCAAUCAGAAGGUCGGCGGUUCGAAUCCCCACAACGGGGGGGGGGGGGCUCCCGUUGCUCAGUCCCUGCUCCUGCCAACCUAGCAGUUCGAAAGCACGUCAAAGUGCAAGUAGAUAAAUAGGUACCGCUCUGGCGGGAAGGUAAACGGCGUUUCCGUGCGCUGCUCUGGUUUGCCAGAAGCGGCUUAGUCAUGCUGGCCACAUGACCUGGAAGCUGUACGCCGGCUCCCUCGGCCAAUAAAGCGAGAUGAGCGCCGCAACCCCAGAGUCGGCCACGACUGGACCUAAUGGUCAGGGGUCCCUUUACCUUUACCUUAAUAAAACAUUUGAGGGGGCCGAACCACCCUAAAGAUGAUGGGCAUUGCCAUUCAAAUGGGGUGUGUGUGUGUGUGUGUGCCACAAUUAUAUGUGGCAGGGCUUACCUGCCCCCCCAAUAUUUUAUUCAAGUUGGCACCCUUGUAUCAGGGCUUGCUCUGAUGAGCGAUAACAGGCUUUUCUGAGCCCAGUGCAUUGGAUGUGGAUUGGGCCCUCAGCCUGGCCUGAAAUCUGUUGGCCACAACAGCUUGGGUACAUAUCAAACAAGCCUGGGCAAGUAAAGAUGGCACAUGUCUUGGGGGUCUCACUGGCACUCUGGUAUGCAGUAUGCACAACAGCUCUGUAAGCAAAGGUUGUUUUUUUAAAAGAUCGUUUGUAUUUGUGAGUGUGUUUUCAGUAGACUUUCUUCUGGUGAAGGGGAUAGAUAGCACAGCAGCUGAGCCACUGCUUUGCAUGCAGAAGUCUCAGGUUUAAUCCCUGGUAUCUCCAGGUAGGGCUAGGAGAGACCAACCUCUUGCCUAAUAUCCUGGAGAGGUGCUGCCGGCCAGUGUCCACAGUGCAGAGCUCACUGGAACAAUGGUCUGAUUCGGUAUAAGGCAGAUUCAGGCUAGGACCCUCGUACCUACGGGACCGCCUCACCCGGUAUGCCCCACGGAGAGCCUCAAGGUCCAUAAAUAGCAACACCCUAGUGGUCCCGGGCCCUAAGGAAGUUAGAUUAGCUUCAACCAGAGCCCAGGGCCUUUUCAACUCUGGCUCCGGCCUGGUGGAACGCUCUGCCUCAUGAGACCAGGGCCCUGCAGGAUCUGAUUUCUUUCCACGGGGCCUGUAAGACAGAGUUGUUCCACCUGGCCUUUGGCUUGCAGCCAAUUUGAUUCCCUCCCUCUCUCUCUUUUUUCUUUUUCCUUUCUCCUCCUGUGAUGAGGCUGCAUUUUAAUAUUUUAAUGUUUCAAUAUUUUAAUGUUGUAUUUUAAUCUUGUUUUUAAGUUGUAUUCAUUCAACUUGUUUUUAUUAUUGCUUGUUAGCCGCCCUGAGCCCAGCCUUGGCUGGGGGGGGGCGGGGUAUAAAUAAUAAUAAUAAUAAUAAUAAUAAUAAUAAUUAAUUAGAGAAUGAAUUAAAGGUGCCUCAAGACUCACUUUUUUUGCAGGAGGGAUAUAACUGCAUUUCCAAACUUCAGGUUUGUACCUUUGAAGUGGAAUAAUGAAGGACUCUAUUGCCCUAGUGCAGGGGUCUGCAACCCGCGGCUCCGGAGCCGCAUGUAGCUCUUUUACACCUUUGCCGCGGCUCCGGGGCGGAUACUAGCGAGGGGAGGAGGCGCAUUGUGCGCCCUGACACUCCCCACUGUGGCGGGCGCUGUACUGGCUGUGACAUCGCAUGGGGGCGGUGCGUGCGUUAGUCACGCACCGUCCCAACGUCACCUUCCCACCCGCUGUCAGAUCGGAGGGCAGCGGCGCACAUACUUUAAAUGUCGCAAUGGUUUUGCGGCUCCCAGUUGUUGUUUUUCUUUGGAAACGGGUCCAAGUGGCUCUUUUUGUCUUAAAGGUUGCAGACCCCUGCCCUAGUGCAACAAACCCACUUUAAAAAAAUGACCGGACUAUUUGCUGCAUGGAAAUGCUGAUGGGGUGUGUGUGUGAAUGAACGAUUGACUGAAAGACAGACAAACACCCCAAAAGCAAAUUGGGACGAAUGCAGGAUGAAUGUUCGUUAUCGUGUAACUGCCCCGUACGGAUGCUCAGUAAAGGCUGGAUAUGGUCUGACCUCGUUGUAAGCUAUGCACAAAAAAUCAGGAUGCAUGUUGAACAAUCAGGCCAUCUUGAGGGGCCCUAACUUUUGCAAACUUAAGAAGAUGCAUGCAAAAUAUGUUUAAUGUUCAUAAUUCAUACGAAUCAUAGAAUUCAGAUUUACUUUGUUUAGGAUUUUGCUCUUUGAUCUUGAUGCUUUGUAGCACGAGGUACACUGCCCUAAGUUCUUCCUGCCUUAACAGGAUUACUGAUGUACAGAUGGCAACUAACUCUUUCCCCCUCUCUCUCUUUCCCCACAGUGCUCUGUUCUGAGCGGGUUAGCAGGAUCACUAAGACCUACCAUGACAUAGAUGCCGUCACCAGCCUCCUAGAAGAGGUAACCUUCCUUUGCUACUGACUAUUUGAAGCUCAAACACUGCGCCAAGUCCUGUUCAAGUCGUAUAGUGGGGUAGGAGAGGUGAAAGAAAAAAGUGUAUACAUGUAUAGAAAAAUGAUGUAUAGAUGGUAUUUAACUCCAACUAAAUUAGCUAAGGGGACGCGGGUGGCGCUGUGGGUUAAACCACAGAGCCUAGAACUUGCUGAUCAGAAGGUUGGCGGUUCGAAUCCCCACGACGGGGUGAGCUCCCGCUGCUCGGUCCCUGCUCCUGCCAACCUAGCAGUUCGAAAGCACGUCAAAGUGCAAGUAGAUAAAUAGGUACCACUCUGGCGGGAAGGUAAACGGUGUUUCCGUGCGCUGCUCUGGUUUGCCAGAAGUGGCUUAGUUAUGCUGGCCACAUGACCUGGAAGCUGUACGCCGGCUCCCUUGGCCAAUAAAGCGAGAUGAGCACCGAAUCCCAGAGUCGGCCAUGACUGGACCGAAAGGUCAGGGGUCCUUUUACCUUUACCUAAAUUAGCUAAAAUGUAUAGAAUGAGAAAUAAGAAUUGUUGGAAAUGUAAUGCUAAAGAAGGGGAUUUUUACCAUAUGUGGUGGACAUGCGAUAAAGUUAAACUAUUUUGGGAAAAUAUUUAUAAUGAGUUAAAAAAAAUGUUUAGGUAUAUCUUCCAAAAAACCCUGAAGCAUUUCUGUUGGGUAUGAUAGGAGAGGAAAUACCAAAAGUCGACCAGAAAUUGUUCAUGUAUGCCACUAUGGCAGCUAGAACUUUAUUAGCCCAAAAGUGAAAACAGCAAGAAUUACCGACGGUUGAAGAAUGGCAGACAAGGAUGAUGGACUAUGCAGAAUUGGCAAAGCGAACGGGGAAAAUCCGAAACCAGAGUGACCAAGUGUUCCAGAGAGAGUGGAGUAAAUUUAUUCAGUAUAUAGACAAUCAUUGUAAACAUAUAAAGACACUAGCAGGAUUGAGAUAAACCUCACAAUGUUUAAUAGAAGGAAGCUUCUACAUGUGCUUAAAGACUAAAAUAAUAUUAAGGGGAAAAGCUAGAAUUGAGAUGGUAGAAAUGUGUGGAAAUAUGAUGUAGGUAUACAAAAACCAGACGAUGGGAUGGAGGGAAGUUGAGUGGCUCAGUAGAGCUAAAAAUUUAUAAAAGGAAAUAAGAUUUUAUAUUAAUGUUAAAAAUGGAAAACCAAUAAAAUAUAUAUAUAAAGAAAGAAAUCACAUCUGGCAAUCAAUGUGCCCCUUUAGUUUCAAAUAGCACAUGGGUAGACGAGUCUAAAAAGCCCAGGACACAAAAUUUUCACAUGCCCAUCUAGCAGCUAUGGUGGGUCAUUUACCAGAAGUAAUGUAUUCAGCGUUUACUCUGGAGGUGUAUACUCAAUUCUGACCAAACUAAGCCUUCUGAUGUAUAUUUUAAUCUAGGCGGCUUAGUGCUCUGACAUAGCUCAGUUGGUAGAGCAUGAGACUCUUAAUCUCAGGGUCAUGGGUUCAAACCCCACAUUGGGCAAAAUAUUCCUGCAUUGCAGGGGCUUGGACUACAGGGCCCUCUUGCUCCCUUCCAAUGCUACGAUUCUGCAGCUCAGCCUACCCAUGAAACCCAAGGGGCACAUUGGUUGCCGGAGGUGAAAUAUAUUUGCAUUAUGUUCAGCUCUCCUUCCCCACUAAUAGAAGUGAUGGCAGUCCCCAAUAGAUGGAUAAAGUCAGCUGGCUAUUCAACAGUCAGGAAAAGUCCCCCAAGAAGGAUCUUGAUUUGGAGUGGCAUGGGCAAGAAGGGAAUAAUAAUAAUAAUAAUAAUAAUAAUAAUAAUUUAUUAUCUAUACCCCACCCAUCUGGCUGGGCAUCCCCAGCCACUCUGGGCGGCUCUCAACAAAAUAUUAAAAAGACAAUAAAGCAUCAAACAUUAAAAACUUCCCGAAACAGGACUGCCUUCAGAUGUCUACUAAAAGUCAGAUGGUUGCCUUCAGAUAUCUUCUAAAAGUGGGUUAGUUCUUUAUCUCCUUGACAUCUGAUGGGAGGGCGUUCCACAGGGCGGGCACCACUACCGAGAAGGCCCUCUGCCUGGUUCCCUGUAACUUGACUUCUCGCAGUGAGGGAACCGCCAGAAGGCCCUCGGUGCUGGACCUCAGUGUCUGGGUAGAACGAUGGGAUUGGAGACACUCCUUCGGAUAUACUGGACUGAGGAGCUCUUGAAAAGUGGAUGUUUCAGAAUCAAAUUUCAGCAGGCAGCAUGGAGCAGGGAAGGGAGAAAGAGGAGGCGAGAAGCCUGCUCUGUUAUAACUGCUCCUGUGCUUUCCCCCCAUCCCCACAGAAGGAGCAUGACCUGGAGCUAGCCGCCCGCAUUGGACAAUCGCUGCUGAAGCAGAACCGGAGCCUGUCGGAACGCAAUGAACUCUUGGAAGAACAGCUUGAAUUGGCAAAGGAAGAGGUGAGGAAGCCCCUUCCGGUGUCUGUUGCUGACCAGGGAGGAAGCUGACACUACGUAUGUGUACAUGAAACGCAGGGAGUUUGCUUGCCCCUCCACCCCACUUGGGGUAAAUAGAAAGUGGAGAGAUAAGCUGGGGGUUGGGAGAAAAAGUGAGCUGGUUGUGUGUAUAGCAGUAAAUACAGGAAGGAUGCGUGAAGGGAAUAUUUUUCUGUUGGGUGCAUAGGGUAUAGGACGGUGCUUCUCAAGCUUGGGUCCCCAGCGGUUGUUGGACUACAUCUCCCAUCAUCCCUGACCACUGGUCCUGCCAGCUAAGGAUGAUGGGAGUUGUAGUCCAACAACAGCUGGAGACCCAAGUUUGAGAAAAGCCGGUCUGUGAGCUGCAUCCAGCUGAAGUUUAUUCAGAAUAGGACCACUGAAAUUAAUGGAGCUAAGUUGGCCGUGUCGGUGGGUCUGCUGUUGAGUAGAACUAGCAUUGGUUAACAAUGCUGUAACUUACAGCAGGGGUAAGGACCCUCAGGCGUAGAGGCCAAAGGUGAGCUCCAGGCCUCUCUCUCCAGCCCUUAGGACUCUCCCUAAGGGCCCGCCCCUCACCAACUCUACUUUGCACCCUCCUUGAGUGCUUUCGCUUGGCUGGAAUGUGUCCUUCAACUGUAAUAAGGCCUCUUUCUUGCCUGGAUAGAGAGAUGGGUGUCUGUGUAUUAAAACUUCUGACUUUGCAUGGCUGGAAUGUAGCCUCCUCAAUGAAGUUAGGAUGUAUAGCUCAGUCAGUAGAGCAUUGGCCUCUUAAUCUCAAGGUCAAGUUCCAAGCUGGGCAGAAGAUUCCUGUAUUAAACAGGUUUUGAACAGAUGACCCUUUUAGUCCCCUCUGAUUCUUUGCUGUGCUCAGUUUUGCCUCUGACACCACUGGUGUGCAGUCUCUGGAAAGUUGUCCACAAGGGAAUGCAACCCCCACCUCUGAACUACUAUAAGAUCUGAAGUUAAGGGGUAGCAGGGCUUUCAGAUUAGAAGGUUUAGCUUCCAUGGAACCCAUUGUGCCUCUUCUCUCUCCCCCUCCCCACUUCAAGAUUGCUCAGCUUCGCCAUGAGAUAUCCAUGCGGGACGAGCUUCUGCACCUGUACACCAACAGCACAGAGGAGAGCGAGCCGACCUCUGCCACCUCCACUCCGUGAGUAUCUCAAGCUGGGGUGGAAGGGGAGACCUUCUGCACAAGUCAAACCGUUUAAUUUCUGCUGCCGUCCUCCUGCUCAUCCUCUCCAUGUAGCGAGACGAAUCCAAUGUAGAACGAGGAGAAAGAAACCCCACCUAGAGUCUUCAGAAAUUCUGCAGUUUACACUGUUCAUGCCAGCAGAUCCGAAAAAUGGCUAGCAUCUCCCCUGUGCUUUUCUCUAAUUGCAUUAAAUGCAAAAUUAAAUCAGGAAGAGCCAUCUGUUUGUAACACGGAGCUGUUGUUCCUCAUUUAACCACCAGGUGGUGUGAGAGAUGCAAUGGCCUUGCGGGCGAGAGGGGAGGCGGGAAGAAAUACCGUAUUUACUCAAAUCUGAGGCUCACCUUUUUGGGCCAAAUUACUUUGCGAAAACUAAGGUGCGCUUUAGAUCCGAUGGCACAUUUACAUUCGCCAGCAAAUACUUUCUUUGGUUUCAAGGUUCUGAAAAUGGAGGUGCGCAUGAAAUUUGAUGGCACGUUAGACUCAAGUAAAUACAGUACAGUGGUACCUUGGGUUACAUACGCUUCAGGUUACAUACGCUUCAGGUUACAGACUCCGCUAACCCAGAAAUAAUACCUCGGGUUAAGAACUUUGCUUCAGGAUGAGCACAGAAAUCGUGCUCCGGCGGCAGCAGGAGGCCCCAUUAGCUAAAGUGGUGCUUCAGCUUAAGAACAGACCUCCGGAACAAAUUAAGUACUUAACCCGAGGUACCACUGUACUACAGUUCUCAUGUUUGAACUUGAACUUGGGUGUUCCUCUCCCAACAAUAUCUCUUCUAGCUACAUUGCCACUCACCUCAACUCCUGUGUUGUUGCUAUUAUUAUUAUUAUUUUAUUUAUUAUACUGCCCUUUAUCAAAAGAUCCCAGGGCAGUGUCCAACAAUAAAAUCACAUUACACAGCACCAAUAAUAUAAAGCACAAUAAGAGACAACAGAAUAAUAAUAACAACCUGAUAUGAUACACAAUCAAAAACAGUCAAUAUAUAUACAAUCGAUAAUAGUCAAUAUUCAAUCUAAGUAUAAAAUCAUUAAAUCCCUUUUUUCAAAAAAGGCGUCGAAAAAAAUAAGAAUUUUUACCCUUCCCAAUUCUCAUGCACUUAAACCUAAAUAUUAAACAAUUUAUAUAUAUCAAUUUUUACCAAAGUAAUUUUCACAAAUAUAUACUUAUAGGGGGGAACACCAAUCAAUUUUUAAGCUUCACACUUUUGAGAGAUCAAUCUCCCACUGCAAAAAAGAAGUUAACUUCCUUUCUUCUUGCCACCACUUAGGCUAUAUCCCUACCGACUUCUUAUUGAAGAAAUACCCUCCAAAUAAUGCUGCUAUACUGUCUAAAUUUUUGUAAUCCAAUAGCUGUAUAUUGUGUUCCCAAAAUUAUACUCCAAUUAUAUGGCCAAAGUUAAUAAAAAUGCUGAUAGGGAUUCCAAUUAUAUCCGGAAAUGUCCAAGGGGCACCAAAUACAUCCAGAGCUAGGAAAUAAAAAAAAAUUAUCUACAGGAGUCUGUCCACAAAUAAUUGUAAAAACUGUCAGUCUCCUUAUUUUGAAGUAAUAUUUUUAAGUUCAGAUGUAAGGACAGUGAUAUUUUUAAGUUCAAAUGUAAAGACUGAGAGAGAAGAGAAAAAGAAGGGUGAUAUUUAGUUUGACAGUCCAGACUAAUCCAAUAAUGAAAAAUGAAAAAUAAAAAUAAAACAUAGAGGAGUGAUUAAUUCAGCUCCAAUUUUCCUCGGCUCCAAAUAAAAAUGUCAUACUGAAGACAGGCAGCUAGGCAGUUCUUUCUCAGUUCAUUCCGCGGACUCACACGAAAGGACCAGGGUAGAUAGCCCUCAUUCCAACAUAGUCCCUUUUUCUUUCCUUUUAUAUUUAAGCAUUCAAAUUUAAUUAAAUACAGAGGUACCCAAUCAUAGAAGAAAAAAAUUUUUUACUGUUCAAUAUUGUCCUUCCAUCCCUUUAUUAUAUUUUUGUUUGUCGCUGGAUGACUCCCUUCAACUUAAAAUGGAGAAACAAAAGUUCUAUUUCGUUGCGCAGUUUUUUUUCCAAAACCGAAAGUACCAAGAAGUAACUUUCUUUCUUUCUUACUUCGCUCAGACCGUUCGUUGUAUCAAAGACCUUUUAAAGUCACAAAAUAGUUACCCUCUGCUCCCUCUUUUAGUUAUCCUCUUUUUCUGUAACUUUUUGUUACUUUUGCAACAAUUUAUCUCCUUUUAACAAGUUCUCUGAGAGGGAGAAGUUCAAACCGCUUGCCGUUUUACCAACCUCCACUUCAUGCUCCACUCAUAGUCUUGCAUUCCUCUCUGAUUGCAGUCAAAACUGACCUCUUUUUUAUCUCCUUCUUUUUUUCCCAAAGCCUUUCUUUCAUACUCCAAUUAUAAUCCAAGUUUGGCUCCGAUUGAUUGCUUUUGAGAAUCGGUCACUCGCCCUGCAAGCCUGGGGCUGUGUUCUCGAGGGUGAGACAAUGGCUUCCCGGUGCCUGCUUUCUCCGCCCGCCGCUCUCUUCGCUCCUAUUACGGAGUUACCUGGUGGCCGGGCGAUCUGCAAAUGGCUCCGCUGGGAUCCUGACCCUCUGGUUUCCCUCCAGAGGGGUUCUGGGGGGCUAUCGCGCCCUGUAGCACCCCCUUUUACCCUCGAGAACCCGGACUUUCUCUACCGAGAAAAAGUCCCACUUGCGACGGGUCCGUGGCUCAACCGGAAGUCAGGCCAUAGAUUAUUUAAUGGCUAAAUUCCUGGGUAAAGAGGAAUGUUUUUGCCUGGUGCCUAAAGGCAUGUAAUGAUGGCUCCAGGUACUCCAACCAUCUGCAAAACGCCUCUUUCACCACUCCAUGAUUGUAUCCAGGCCAGAUCCAAGCUAGGAGUAGGCCAAUGGAAGACUCUCCAGGUCAGAAGGCCUGGCUCCUGGGUGAGAUUGAGCCCUGCAGUACCUCUGCUUCUAGAAAUGAAACAUUAAUUCCCGGAGCCGUCUCAGGCCACUGCUGUCUCCCCUCCCCUCUGCUCUUCUCAUGACUACAUCUCUCCCCUCCACCUCCUCACAGGUUGCGGAGGAAUGAAUCUGCCCUCUCUCUGCAGCAGUGUUUUCAGUAUGACACCCUACAGCAGAAGCUCAAAGGGCUGGAGGAGGAGAACCAGAAACUGCGGACAGAGGUGAGAUUCUGAGCUGGGCUGGGCUGCAGGUGUAUGUGAUUUGUCUUCUCUAUCUAAUUGUCUGGGAAUCAAGGAAAGAUACUCGGCACAUGCUCAGAUGCUUUCGCUCAGUCGUAUUACCGAGCUGAAAUCCUAGAAUCCAAACUGGAACGCAAGAAUCAUGCAGCGUCCAGCACUGGGUGUCUUGUGAUUGCGACAAUAGGCAGGAAAAUCAUCAAGUGGUCUGCGAAGACCGCCGGCCAUUUUGAAGUGAUCGAUGGGGGGCAUAAAAAAGCUCAGGAACCACUGUCUUAGAAGGUUUUAGGUGCAUUAUCUCCCAGAGCGCUGCUACGUUUUCACAACGUCUUGGUGUAACAUAAAGAUAACCCCUUAAUGUUACAUAUGUCUGUCUCUUUGAACCCAGGUCACAAGCAUUGCCACGGAAACCUCUGAAUAUGAGGAACAGGAGCAGAAGCUGAUGAUCGACUGCGUGGAGCAAUUUUGUAGGUUCUUAGUUUUGGGCAGGGAGCUUGAAAUUUAAGCCCCAUUAAUAACAAUAGAAGGCUACUUUCAGGCAUAAUUCCAGGACUGGAGAGGGAUGGUUGGUAUUUGGUGGUGGUGGGGUUUUCCUGGUGGGGUGGGGAGGCAAAGAAUAACCCAGUCCUCUGUAUCUGCUCUGACCUGCCUCCGCUCUGGAAUUAAGUUUUAAAACAGUCCUCUAUUAUUUGUCUGUGUGUGAGAGAGAGGUGUUUGUGUGUGCGAGGGGCCUCCCACAUAUUUACACAUGUGUCUUGCCCUGUCUUCUUCUGGCAUGUAGCCCUCGGAGGGUUGGCAAAGAGGGGAGUAUGGCUCUUGGUGUAAGCAAACAAAAAAAGGUUCCCCAUCCCUGCUAUACACACUUACCUGGGAGUAAGUCCCCUUGAGCUCAGUGGUCCUGCUUCUGAGUAGAUACACAUAGGAGCACACAGCAAGAGUUUCCAUUAAAACACAUUCAUGCAUUUAUCUCCCACCGUUUCUCAAAGGAGCACAAGGUGACACACACGACUCUCCCCCUCUUCACUGAAUCCCCACGACAACCCUGUGAGGUAGUUUAGGCUGACAGGCAGGGACUGUCUCGGGGUCACACCCUGCAAGCUUUUAUUCAUGGCUGAGUGGGGAUUUGAACCCUGGUCUCCGAGGUCCAAGUCUUAACUGCUACACCACAAAGCAUGUGUACAAACUCCAAAAGUGAGAUUCUGAUCCCAACCACCUUCUGUGGAAGGAGACAAUUCAUACAUGUUCCCCCUCUAGUACCAUCAUAACUAAAAAAUACUUGAGGCAUAUAUGAAAGAAGGUGGCUUUUGACGUGGGAAAGGGCGGCUUAAAAUGACCUCUGAUUACAGACGUCCCUGACUUUCAGGGAUGCUUAAGGAAGGUGGGGCAUAAUAAUUAAUACCCUGCCCAUCCGACUGGGUUUUCCCAGCCACUCUGGGCAGCUCCCAACAGAAUAUUAAAAACACAAUAAAACAUCAAACAUUAAAAACUUCCCUAAACAGGGCUGCCUUCAGAUGUCUUCUAAAAGUCAGAUAGUUGUUUAUCUCCUUGACAUCUGAUGGGAGGGCAUUCCACAGGGAGGGUACCACUACCGAGAAGUCCCUCUGCCUGGUUCCGUGUAACCUCACUUCUCGCAGUGAGGGAACCGCCAGAAGGACCUCGGUGCUGGACCUCUGUGGGACAGAAAACAUGUACGGGGGUAGCAGAGGAUGAGUGGAGUGGGCUGGGGUGACAGAAAGCUUUGCCCCACUUUCUGGUCUGCUGGAUCCUGCUGUGGGCAUAUUGGAAGCUGCGCCCUGGUGCGUUGCAUGCUGCUGGUGUCUCUUGAGUUGUAAUGAUCCUGUGUCUCUCUUCCUACUACAGCGGAUGCUAGUCGAGAAGUGGUCCUGCUCUCUGAGGAGCUGGCCCGCAAGACGGAGGACACGGCACGGCAGCAGGAGGAGGUCAGCCAGCUGCUGGCACAGAUUGUGGAGCUGCAGCAGAAGUGCCGCGUGGUAAGCAUAAAGCAAAGGGCCGGUUGGGGCCAGAAUCGGCACCCAGAGUGCACCCAGAAACACACAGAGUGCACACAGCUCCUCUGUGAAGUCAAGGGUGCCUCAGGGAUGUGGGUGUGAUACAAGGGAACAUUCCUAGCAUAUCUAGGAAGUCAAGAUGAGCAGCCCUGUGUUGCAGUGGAUGUGUCAAUGUGUUCAGCACUUCCCUUUAAUUAAAAAAACCCAACCAAUUAAACUCUUGGAUUAUGCCGAAAUGGCAAAAGUGACCGGGAAGCUCAGGAACCAAGAAGACCAAAUGAAGGAAUGAAUGAAUCUUUAUUUGCGCCAGCCAUCGGCGAUGGCAAUAAAACAACAAUACAACCAGACAAAGAAUAGAAAUGAAAAGUCAAUUAUAUAAAAUACAUUUUAGGGUUUUGAAGCAAUAGUUAAAUAGUGGAUCUUAUUCGGAUUGCCCCAGCUAAAAACCUUGCAACCUUUGCUGUCACCUGCUCAUCUUGGUCUGCCAAGAGAAAGGACACUGUGGCAGUGGCUGGGCGACCCGGAAUGGACAAUAAAAGAGGGGUGAUCUCAUUCCUCAAGUCUUUAUAAAGAGUGCAAGAAUACCAAAACCUUAACAAAGAGUGGGGGUGGGAAUUAUAAUUUAUCUUGGAGACCACUGUAAGCAGACGAAAGUAUUAGCAGGACUGCAAUAACACUUGUAAUGUAGCAAAUACAAUUGUGUCUCUGCUCCCGAAUGCCUUGGGUGUUGAACGUUCCGGCUCACAAACGAUCGAAAACUGGAAGUGAGUGUUCCGGUUCUUGAACAUUUUUUUGGAAGCCGAACAUCCGAUGGGGCUUCCGCUAUUGUUUCCGGUACGCCUGGGCAAUCGGAAACCGGUCAGAAGCCGCGCCUUGGUUUCCGAACGUUUUGGAAGUCAAACGGACUUCUGGAACGGAUUCCGUCGGAUCCAAGGUACGACUGUACUAUGGAGACAAUGGAGUGUUACAAAAUAUGGACUGCUGAAUAAUAUACAGUAGAAAGGGUUGACAAUAGGACCCACGGAGAGGAAGGUGGGAAGUCCAGAGAUUCAGAGGAAUCUUUAAAUAUGGAUGUGUAUUGCCAUAUUCUUAUAAUUGUAAAAUCAAAUAAUUAAAAAAAAAACAAAAAAACCCCCCAAGGACACCGUGGAUGAUCCUGGUGGCAAUAACUCUUAUCUUUCUUCCUCCAGUAUGGUUCAGAAGUGGAGGAGCUGCAGCAACAUCUUGCUGCUGCCAAGGAGGUUCAGCAGCAGUUACGAACAGAGGUUUGUAUCCUUGGAGACAGGGCGGCGGCAGGGGUGGUUGUGGUGGGUGAUGGCUGGUUGCGUCUGUCCAGUACAGAGAGGAAUCUGAACAACAGCAAGCAACACGUCAGCUGAUAAUAUACUGGCAAUAUUUUUAUAACACUAUGCUGUUUCAAGAUUCAUAAACAGAAGACAUAUAAUAUGUGCCUGGAGUCACAAACUAACAGCAAUCAAAUGUUCCAUGAACAGGAAUGGUAGGAUGCUAAGUCACUGUCAAAGAUCACUGAAACGGAGGCAGAAUGCCUUUCCCACAGUCAAUAUCCUACAGACAUGAGAUGGUGGGUGCUCCAAACAUUGCAAUAGGGUGCUCCAAGCACUGCAGAAGACAGUACAGUUCUUCCAGGAUAACGAACUGAUUGAAUGAUAAAUCUUCAUCAGCAAAUUAAUACAGUGGACACUCGGGUUGCGAACGUGAUCCGUGUGGGAUGCACGUUUGCAACCCGCAGCGCCAUGUCUGCGCAUGCGUGGGUCGCGAUUGGGCGCUUCUGUGCAUGCACAAGUGCUGAAACCUGGAAGUAACCCGUUCUGGUGCUUCUGGGUUCGGCGCGGUGUGCAACCCGAAAACGCACAACCUGAAGCAUCUGUAACCCGAGGUAUGACUGUAGUCCCCAAAGAUACAUCAAAUGGCCAAGGAUCAGCUAUCGCUAAAAAGUAUAGUAAGGUGAUGUGUUGCUUGUUGUUAUUCUGAGUGUCCUGUUUUGCAACACGGGGGAUUUUCUUUGGUGUACAGUACAGGGAGGAAGGCAGAGAGAGAACUGUAGAGUUGGGAGAGACCACGAGGGUCAUCCAGUCCAACCCCCUGCAAUGCAGGAAUCUUUUUGCUCAACGUGGGGCUCGAAACCAUGACCCUGAGAUUAAGAGUCUGAUGCUCUACCGGCUGAGCCACUGCUCAGCUUCUGUUGGAGGAAGUGCGCUUCUGAAAACCAGUUGCAGGCAGUCACAGGUGGGGCAGACCGCCUUUGCACUCAUGCACAGCUUGCCAUCUUCCCCUAAGUAUCUGGCCAGCCAUGGUGAGAAUGGGAUGUUUUUGGACUAGCUGGGCCUUUGGCCUGGUCGAACAGGGCCCUGUAUCCGUUUUGUGCCAGCCUGCUUUGGCUCUCCCCACUCACAUACAUUUCCCAGGGGUUCUCCGACGGAAGGGCAUGACUGUUGAACAAGUUUUAAUGCCAAUAAAUACCUAUUGUAAUGAAAAAAAAGGGGGGGUAAAAAGGUCAGGAGAUCAUCACUGUUGACUGAUAUCACAGCAAGUUCAGUCACAUGUUUUAAUUGAACCUGAACAUGUAACUGGUGUGUUAUUAUUAUUAUUAUUAUUAUUAUUAUUAUUAUUAAUAUAUUAUUUGUAUUUGUUAAUAAUAAUAAUAUAUUAUUUGUACCUCGCCCAUCUGGCUGGGUUCCCCCAGCCACUCUGGGCGUCUUCCAACAAAGAUUAAAAAUGUCACACAGGGCUGCCUUCAGAUGUCUUCUAAAAGUCAAAUAGUUGUUUAUUUCUUUGACAUCUGGUGGGAGGGCGUUCCACAGGACGGGCACCACUACUGAGAAGGCCCUCUGCCUGGUUCCCUGUAGCCUUGCUUCUUGCAGUGAGGGAACCACCAGAAGGCUCUCAGCGCUGGACCUCAGAGUCCGGGCAGAAUGAUGGGAGUGGAGACGCUCCUUCAGGUAUACUGGCCCAGAGUUGCAGCAGAGUUAGGCACUGCAAAUCAAUUCUAGAGUAAAACAACUGCCCCUAGUUUCUCUUCUCAUUGUGGCUUGGCCUGAUUAAGAUGAGAUGCCUCUCCUCUUGCACUUUCAGCUCCGAGACCUGCAGGAGAAAUACGUGGAGUGUGGGGCAAUGUUGCAUGAAGCCCAGGAGGAGAUGAAAAACCUCCGGAAUCGCAGCCUCCCCAACAGCACCAUCCACCGUCACAGCUCCCCUACUUUUUUGCCCCUGGUAAGUACAGCGCAUCUUGGGGUAGGGGGCUGCGUAAAGGAGGAGAUACCGGGGAAACAGAAUUGGUUUGUAAAAGAGAGUACUCUUGAUAGGAGGCAGAGCAGUGGGGAUGGCAGAAGGUGGUUAUUUUAGGAGGAGGAGGCGAACAGCAUGUCUCCUUAUUGGGAAGAGCAGCCAGGUUGCUUCCUUCACAUUCCAACGGGUGCAUUUUAAGCUCCUAGUCCUCAGCGAGGGAGGAGGGGAAAGUGGGAUAAAGAAGGGCAAGCCUCGGGAUUUCAUUUUUUAAAAAAUAUUCUAUUUUUUACUAACCACCAAAACACAAACAGUGAAACCCCCCAGGCGGCUGAUACAUUGGGUAUGCAUAUUCAGUAAUAUACAUAUUCAAUAAUAUUCAAUAAUAAAAUAUUCAAAUCAACCAUAUGUACACUUCUAUAUACCUUAACACUUCUCCCUCCACAAGGUUUAUUUAACUUUUAACAUUUUAAUUGCCCGCCUCGGGAUUUCAUUUGAGUCAGGACUGAAUUAUGGGGAUUUGGUUUUUUCUUCAAUGGGUUCUGUUCCAUGAACCAUGCUAACAGUGUCUCUGAGCGUGCACAGUCCGACCACUAAGCAGCUCCAGCAUGUUUUCCUCGCUCCCCCAUUCCCCAGUCUGACAUUCCUGUCUGGUUUGAACACAGGCACAGAAGCCACACCCCCCCCCAUGGUUAUGGGUGAGGGUUUUACCCCGCCCAGUCUGCCCUGCUCUCUAUUCCCACCUCCUGGGGAAGCACAAAUGGAAUGGAAGAAAAAGAAAUUGAUUCUGGGAAUUCCCUGGGCAUCUUUUACUAGUGGAAGACCACCUGCCCACUGUGACUUUUUGAAUUGCAGGAUUCCCUGGCUGCAGAGAUCAAGGGCACGAUGAGAAAGAGCGUGGACACCUCUGGUUCCUCGGAGUGCAAGUAAGUGGGAAGGGCACAAGAUACCUGGUGUGUGUGUGUUCAUGUGUGCAAGCUAGACCCAUAAAAAUGAGUGGCGAAAGCAAGAAGUUCUCAGAGGAUGGCAUCGUGAAUACAGCACAACCCCUGAGGCCAAAUGGGGGAAGAAGGAGGAGCCUUUGGAUCAGGAGGUGAAAUUCAGAAUGAUGGCAGGGGGAGCGGCCCGUGUUUUGUUAGCCCAAAAAUUAGAAAACGAGCAAGGUCCCAACUAAAGAAGAAUGGCAACUUAAGCUGACAGAAUAUGCGCAGCUUGCAGACUUAACAUAUAGAAUAAGAGAACAAGAAGAGCAUACAUAUAGAGAAGAUUGGAAAAUGUUGAUUGAAUAUAUGGGGGGAAAUUGUGUACACCGGAAAACAUUGGCAGCAUUAAGAUAAUAAAUUCAACAGUGUAAGUAAGUUAUGAUGGAUGCAAUAAUGGAAUACUGAAUGGUAUAGUUUCUGUAAAAUAUGCAGGGAUUUAUGAUAUGUAAAAUGAACCAUGGAAAGAGAAGAAGGGAAGUCACUGAUAUUUUAAGGAUGUAAAAAGGAGUACUUUAAAUUGUAAAACAGAAAAUUUAAUAAAAAAAUUAUAUACGGAAUGAUGGCAGGGGAGAACCUAUGUGGCUCUUCAGCUGUCCUUGGGCUCCAUUUCCCAUCAGCCCCCGUCAGCAGGACCAGUGGCCAGGAAAGAUGGAGGCUGGGGACAGCAGCAGGUUUCCCUAUCCCUGGUUUAAAAACUUGGGUUGGGGGCAGAGCUAGGGUUAGAAAAGUUAACUCUUGGGGACCAGAGGAGGAGGAACCAGUGCAAAAUUUAGGGUGCUGCAGAUGGUUCCCCCACACAGGGCGCUGAGCUGAGGGGGCACAAAAUAACAACAUCAGGAUUUCCCAAGCUUGGGUCUCCAGCUGCUUUUGGACUACAACUCCCAUCAUCCCUAGCUAGCAAGACCAGCGGUCAGGGAUGAUGGGAGUUGUAGUCCAAAAAACAGCUAGAGACCCACGUUUGGGAAAUCCUGGCCUAUAUUAGUACCAUGAGAAGAUCCAUUUAAAAAAGCAACUGGACCAAAAGGAAUUACUAUGACAAAUUAAGAAAUAUGGGAGGGGGAGGCAUGCUAAUUUUGUCCUUGCUCAGGGCACCAUAUUACCAGAGUCCUGCCCUGCCAUGACCUCCCUUUGUGUCCCACUACUGACCCCGUCUCUGCCUUGUAUGUUAAUCUCAGGGGUGUCCGUCGGGUCUUUGAGACAGUGAAGGCUGUGAACCAGGUGGCGAAAGCCAGAUCGCGGGCAGAGUCUCCCCUGAGCCUCCCAGUGUACUCUCCCAAAUUUUCCUCCCUGGGCUGCAGCCGCCUGGGCACUCCGCGCACCAGCUUCUACGGUUCAGACAGCCCCAUUGCCGGAGGCCUGGAGGGGCACGACGGCCAUACUUCUGAAGGGCCGGACGAAGCACGGUGAGUCCUGCCGAGACACGGUCUAGGCACCUUGCCACAACCUAUUUUCAAAUGGUCGUUUCCUCAGGGCGGAGACCUGUCUCCUGUACAACGCCACAGGCCUUGGUGGCAGCGGUGAUCAGCGUGGCUAAUUCCACCUCCUGUUCUUUGGUUUCAUUUAGCCGGCGCGAGGCUGGCACACCGGGCACGCCCGGCCGGCACGACUUGGAAGCUGCCGUCCGGUGCUUGUCGGCCCGCCAGGAGAGCCACAGCACUGAGCGCUCGUUCUUCGAGAUGGAGAGGGAACGCAAGCUGAGGCGGCUGGCGAGGGACGCCGAGGACUCCAGCGGGUUCCUCACGCCCAACGAAAGCAUCACAUCCACCGGCACCAACUAUUCGGGCAGCUCUGGCGGUUCCGGGUUUUCUCUGGGCUCCUUCUCUUGUUUCCCCGAUAAGCUUCAAAUCAUCAAGCCUCUGGAAGGUCAGUGGGAGACGGCAGUCAAGAACUGGGGUGGGGGGUGCUCCCUUGGAGGGAGUGGGUGAUCCAUGGGCACACUUUGGGCUAUAUUUUGCUGAAUUUAUUCCGAUGCGUCCGUCUGUUGAAUUAGCUUGCAAGUGCAUAGGGACUGGAAGCAUGUGAUGGUUUUUAAAAAGUCAUUUGGCGGUAUUCAUUCAUUUAUUUUUUACACUUUACAUACCACUUAGGGUUUAAACAAAUCUCUAAGCAGUUUUCAACAUAAGCUGAAACAUCUUAAAUCAGCGGUGGCCAAGCUUGGCCCUCCAGCUGUUUUUGGACUACAACUCCCAUCAUCCCUAGCUAACAGGACCAGUGGUCAAGGAUGAUGGGAAACGUGGAGGGGGGGAGUGAAAUCUAGUUAAAGAAUCCCCAUCUGGUGCGCCGAGGGGCCGAGGCAGUUUCCCCCUCAAUUAUUUUUUUUUAAGGGACUGAGCCCUUCAAUAUUCAGGGGGUGUUUGGCUCGGCCUCCUGGCUCCUCGCGACAUUGUGCAACGUUGUGUGCAUGAUGUCAUGCCAUUGCACAGUGUUGCGCAUGAGCCCCCUCAAUCCUAUUAAGAAGGUGACGCCUCUGAUCCCCAUAAUCCCUUGCCCUGGAAAAGGGGGAAAGGGAAAACGGGAAUUGCAAGGAAGAAGUGCCUGUCCAUUGCUCUGGGAUUUGCUUGAGGAAAAUGACCGUUUAUGCAGCUUCUCAGUGCAAGAGUAUUUCCAGUUUUAAUGGGAUGGAUUGGGGCUUGGGGGAGAUUUGUACCUUCAGCAUCAAAAGUACAACUGGCAAUUAGCCAAGUCUUUGUUUCUGGCUAUGUUUCUGAGAUCCAGCACUGAGGGCCUUCUGGCGGUUCCCUCAUUGCGAGAAGUGAGAUUACAGGGAACCAGACAGAGGGCCUUCUCGGUAGUGGUGCCCGCCCUGUGGAACGCCCUCCCUUCAGAUGUGAAGGAAAUAAGCAGCUAUCUUCUCUUUAAAAGACAUCUGAAGGCAGCCCUGUUUAGGGAAGCUUUUAAUAUUUAAUGCUGUAUUGUUUUUAACACUUGAUUGGAAGCCGCCCAGAGUGGCUGGGGAAACUCAGCCAGAUGGGCGGGGUAUAAAUAAUAAAUUAUGAUGAUGAUGAUGAUGAAGAUGAUAAUGAUGAUGAUUAUUCUCUGGCUCUAAAGAUGUGGGGUGCAAAACUUAACUCCAAAGAGCUGGACCAGUCCUGUUGCAAGGUGUUCGAUAAUCUUGCUUCUGUCCAGCUUUGCUAACCUUGGCCAGUUGACUUUAAACGCAAGUUACUUGGCAUCGCUUGCAUUCCUGCCUAUGUCCCUUUCCCUCCCGGUCUCUCUUUAGGCUCCAUGACCCUCCACCACUGGCAGCAGCUAGCCCGGCCUCACCUGGCAGGGAUCCUGGACCCUCGGCCAGGUGUGCUCACCAAAGAUUUCCGGCAGCUUGACACAGACCUGGAGGAGGUCUACAACCUGAAUGACCUGGAAGAAGACGAUGUGGAUGCAGGCUCCUUCCCGGCCCUUGCUACCUCGACACCUGCCAAGGCCAAGGAGAGGCCUAGUGGUGAGUCAGUUGGUUCAUUUCUAAACGUUGUGUGCCAGUAGGAAAGCUUGGGGAGUGUCCUGGACAAGUUUCUGUCAUAUGGCAUCCCUGUGGUGUGAUAACCACAUCCCUGAGCAUGUGCACCAGAUCCUAGGGGCUGAGGGACUUUUGGCCCCCACAAGGUCCUUUUUUUGAGGGGGGUAUUGAGCCCCCCUCAGUGUUCAGAGGGCCUUUGGCUCCACCUCCCAGCUCCUCGCAACGUCAGGAUGUUGCAUUGGGCCCCCUUAAUCAUCUUGAGAAGUUGAUGCCUCUCUCCCUGAGUCACACUACUUUUGCUUCAAGUCCACUGGCAGCCAUUUUGUGAACCAACUGUUGAGGUGCUCUGUAGCAAAUUGGCAGCUGUUGUGUGUGUUUGUGUCUUGCCCUGAACUGCUCGGGGCUCGCAGGCUGGGGGGCUGCUGUUCUAGUGACCCCCAGUUCUGCCAGUCAGUCCCAUCUCCCCUGUCAACUUGGGAGCAGGGAUACUACAAACAAAACACCCAUUUUUUUUUCUGUGAGGUAUACCUAGGUGGUGGUUUGGCAAUCUCGUUUAACUCUUCAUGACUCCCUCAGUUUUUAAAAACACAUAUGAAGAAUAAGUUCCACCACCUCAGGUUUGUGUGUUUUAAGGUGAUUCCGGAGGCUUCAAAGUUGACGGUUUGAUUUCUCCUUAACCACCAACCACUCGCAAGCCAUUAAUUUAUAACUCUUGCAGUUGCCCUUUCUAAUUUGAAGGUGGGAGCAAAAUAGUAUUUGGGGGCACAGGUGGUGGGGGGAGAGAAGAGGAAAAUUCAGGAAGGAUGGGGAAAAUACCCUGCUUACAUUGUCAAAAAACCCAGUGUACUUGCAAUUUCCUUUCAUUUUUUUUUAAUACUUCACAAUAACUAGCAUAAACAUGGGGCAAGGAGCCAUUGCUAAAACCUGACCUCUGCAAAAGCACCUAGACCUUUGGGUUUGUAUUCAGCUUACGGCCCACUCCGUUAAAAUGGAGAUAUGGGGACCAUUUAUUUAAGGGGGGUCUGUCCUGAGUAAAACUUAAGUUGAAUACAGCCCACACAGUCCACAAGUUGAUGGUGAGGGAUGUCCUUUCCCACAGGAAAAGCAUUUCCUGAAAAUCACCUUGAACAACAUGAAGGGGUUGGGGGUGGAGGCAGAGGGAGAGGGCUUCAUCCCUGUCGGCAUUUAUGAAAAAGUAUUCCUCCAUACCUCCCCCUUAGAUAACCUGGCAUUUGUCUCUGUCUGUCUCCACGCCCCACCAACACCACCCUGCCCCACUCAUUAACCCUCCGUUUUCCUGUCCGUUUCAGUAUUUCACUCCGUUAACAAUCUGCCCCAGACCCCGCCUACUUUCACCAUCACCACCUGUUGCUUCUCGCACCCUAGCAACGAGGUUACCAUGGUGACACCCAGGUAAGCAUCCUCUGUGGUCCUCCCUUCCGCCAGCUUUCCAUCAUCCUUUUGCUUCUGCUCCUCCGUCAUCGCCAUAAGGAGGAUUUCCCUCUGUGUGUGUGUGUCUUGUCUGCCGUUUUUAACCUGCAAUCUCCCUCCCCACCAUUUUGGAUCCUAGGCACUGCUGACCCCGGUAUGGGCAUCUCCUGCAGCCCUUGGCGUAUUGAUGGGGUGGGCUCCGAAGUAAGAAAUCUCUUCCCUGCCUCUUUUCUCUCUAUCCUACCUGGGGAGAGCUGGGCAAGGAAACCUCCCUCACCUGUUCACUCUCCUUCUUGAGCAAUGCUGGCUUGAGGACAAGGGAUCCCAAGGCCCAUCUGCUGAUGCCUGCAGAGGAGGCCUUUAUCUAGGAAAACACAGGCACCCAAAAGUGGUCGUGUGGCUCAUUCUCAGGAAAUAGAGGUGCUGUGGCUCAAACAAGUUCACCUGCGAGACCUUGAGGGCCCUGCCCUUUAAUAUAAGGCACUGGGGAGGGGGCCUUGAUGUUCAGAAGGAAAGGCACUCUGCACAUGGUCAGAGGAACACUUGCUCCACAUUUCCUGGAUCCCAAGCUGUGGCAUCUUAAGAGCAGCUGGGGUUUGAAACCUUUUUGUUGUUGUUGUUGCUCUGAUCCACAUUAAGCCAUAACGCAGAGGAGUCAUUGAACAUCACAAUGGCUUAAGAAGUGGGCUCCUCCCAGGUGAUGUGGAGCCUUGCCUUGAACCAAUGUCAAGUCUUGAUGUGUCUGAUAAAAAUAUUUCCACGGGACCCUUAGGUCAAUCGGCAGCUGCUGCUACAGCAGCCUUCCCCCUCCACUUGUCUCUCAGCCAGCGGGCUUGUUUUUAUGAAGGAGAAUGGGAAGUUUCCUGCCCAGGGUUCAGAGGAAUCAGAGGUUGAAUGAGCUGGCCCUCCCCACCCGAAGGGAAUCCAAGCCUUCUUAUGUGCUCUUUUAAUGAUAAGAUAACACUUGCAGCAGGAUUCAUUCCCUUUCCCGAGAAUUCAGGGUGACUAACGGCAAUAAUUUUGAGCAAUACGAGAAUAACAGAAAGAAAGAAAAGCGGCAGCCUUAUAAACGACACCUUCAAAUACACUCUAUUCAUAUACUAGUUAUAGAAUCAUAGAGUUGGAAGAGGAUCCCCAAAGGUCAUCUAGUCCAACCCCCUGCAAUGCAGGGAUCACAUUGACCUGUAUAACUGGAGAACAAACCUUAAGGUUUGUUUGUUUUUUUAUAAUAUUAAAGCCCACAUAUCAUAAUAUACAAUUCCCUUUUUUAAAAAAACAAGCUGUCCAAAAUUAAAAGCCUUUUUAAAGUAGCUGUUUAAGAAAAUCUCCAGCUUUUUUAACCCUAAUAAUAAUAAUAAUUUUAUUAUUUUUAUGCCACCCAUCUGACUGGGUUGCCCCAGCCGCUCUGGGCGUCUCCCAACAAAAUACUAAGAGUGCGAUAAAAACAUUGACCAUUAAAAACUUCCCUGUACAGGGCUGCCUUCAGACAACUUAUAAAAGUCAUAUAGUUCUGUAUCUGUUUGAUAUCUGGUGGGAGGGGCUGUCCACAGGGUGGGGCAGCCCUACUGACUUAUGAAUUGACUUCCCUGCCCCAAACCAUAUGCUACAGGCCAUUGAUGACUUAUUACCCUUUCUUUCAAGGGUAGUAUCCAUUCUUCUUCCUCCUCCCCAUUUUAUCCUUGCAACAGCCCCGUGAGGGUAGGAGAGGCCGAGAGGUAGUGACUGACCUAAGGCCACCCAGCAAGUAUGGUCUAGAAUCCCCAUUCUCCCAGCCCAUCACUCUGACCACUGCACCGCACUACCUUGAUUUGAAGAACACGAAAAGAAGAGGAUUUGACGGUGGGGACAGGCAGCUACAUUCAGCCACUGGGCACAGCCACAUCUAUUAACCCACUAACCUUUCUCUCUAGCCUUAGCACUAACCCAUCUGCUUUGCACAGGUUAAAUGGGCACUAACACUGCGGGGUCAGACCCAAAGGCGGCAGGGGCUGCCUCCCUUACUCCCAUUUCCUUGACUGCACAGAGGAGUAGGGAGAAGGGGGUAGGUAGAGGAACAGACAACUAACUGGUGUGACUGGUUUAUAACAUGAACUUCUGAUAACGAGAGCGAUGAAUGAGUGUUUGUGAGCAAAGACGUUAUGGCUCAGUGUGUCUCUGUCCACGUGCCGUUUUCAACCAGCAGGAGGCAGUGUCGCUACCUGUGCCUGCCCUUUUCUCCAGUCCCCUAAAAACAGAUUCACACAUUCAGAAUCUCUGGGUUAGUUCAGGUGUGGCACCCAGCCUGUUAGCACCUGUAGAUGUGCUGCAGGGCCAGCUCAAGGGCAGCUGCCAGCAUCCUGGUGCCUCCCAGUGUCAUUGUGACUACAAUUCCCAUCGUCCCUGGCCACUGGCCGUGCUAAUGGGAGUUGGAGUCCAACAACGCCCGAAAGGGUCCAGGAUGGGGAAGGCUGACGAUGGCAGUGCUCGGGCGAGGAAAAUCCAGCCGGCACAUUGCCCGCCCCGCCCCCUGCUUUCUCUCAGUAAUGAGCAACGGGUCACAGUCCACCAGGGUAAGAAGAAGGUGCAGCCCCACUUGUCCCUUUAUUGGCACUUCUGGGUUGUUUUGUCGUGCUGAUGACCAGAAUGAGGCCUAUGGGGCUUUCCCCACAGAGAUUACAAAGAGAGAUGCCACUCUGCACCCAAUAGAGAAACAUGGUCCAUAGAGGCUUUCCAUUUUAACCCUGGCAGUUCCAAGCUAUGUGGCAUCUGCAUCUCCCUCUCUGUGCCCUGAAGAUGGAUCAGUGCAAAUCCCUACUUCCUGCUGGAUUGGGUCCCAAUAGAUAGAUCAAAUCCCUCUGGUUCUCAACCUGCCCAGGCUUAAUGGCAACCCCAAAGUCACAGCCCAAGGCAGUCACAUCAUGGGGAUGGAGCAGGAAUAAAUUCAGCCGUCAACUCAAAAGGAUUUGCACCACAAACAGCUUGUGAUUUUUAGCGAGAGAAUGCUGCAUUCAGAUGGAAGUGGCUCCUCCAUUUAUUUGAUUUAGUUCUGGUCUCUUGUGCUCUGAAUGGCAGCAAACUUGGGGGAAACUGCCUGUUCUCUGUAUGUGUUCUCUUAGCUCAGUCUCUUGGGUUGCCAGCUUCCCACAUAUAGCAAGAGGUCCAGCAUUUUCAUGGCUCUGCUUGGGGAUUUUCUAGUGAGCUGUAAUGUCAGCCUGAGCCAACUUGCUUGGCCACCGAUGCUGCACAUUAAAGAAUGCACCUGCCGUUGCAGAAGGAAGCUGAACUUGUUCCUGAGCGUCCUAUGCGUGCUUUUAGUGACUGCCUCUAGUCCAUGGAACUGAAUUUCUCUCCUCUUUUUUUGGUUUUUGUCUUUGUGUCCACCCCUUCCUUCUCCAGUCUUUAUAAUACAGUUGUGCCCUCUUGUGGGUCCGGCACGGGGCUGAGCCCCCCUCACCCUCCCCAGCUCCCCCUGCAGGAAGAGCCCAGCUGUGAAGAGCAGCAGGAGGACGACCCCCCUCUUGGACUAGUGACUCUGCUGACGGAGCAAGGCAUUUCUGCACAGAGAGGGGCGGGGGCAGCCUCAGCCUUGGCCCUCUUCCCCAGAGGCUCAGGCACCCUGUCUUGGCUGUCUCCUCCUUUGGGCUCCCUGUGGCGCUGCCGCUGGGGCGGCCUAGGGGAGUGGGCUUUGGGAUCGCCUCGGUUGCCGCAGAGGGAGGAGGAGGAGGACAAGCCCAGCAUCUUCAGCUUGAACCUGGUGGAGAAGCUGCAGCAGCUGGGGCUGGACAAGGUGGUGAGAAGAGGGGAGGCCUCGUACGCAGCUUCACACCUGCAGGGGCUUCAUCGGAGGAAGAGGUGUCUGUCGUGAGGACUCUGCAAUUUUGUGCUACCCUCCGCUAGUGGGGCGUCUGUGAGACAGAGGGGCCUUCAUGCGGACUGCCUCCUGGACAAAGCCCAACUGUGAUCCUGAAGUUUGGGGUGUGGUUGUGGGGAGGGACCCUGCAGGGCUUGGCAGCAAACAGGGGGUCUGCCAACCACAGUGCCCUGUUGCCAUUCUGUCCUCCACUUCCUGUGGAUCAGGAAAGUUGGGGAAUCAUUGUUUCGAUGUCUACCCUUGCUGAUAAAGCGUUUCACAGCUUCCUUCUGCCUCCAUCCUAGGAACCCUGGGCGUUGUGGUUCUGUGGGCCCUUUUUUCUGUGGGGCCCUUUUGCAAAACUGCAAUCCCCAAUGUACUUUCGCUAUGAAGGCUAUGGGGCAUGGGUAAGAGGAAUGAGCCCUGUGGAAAGAGCUGACCCAAAGUCCGAAAAGCACACAGCUCCAAGUUCAUCUUCAUGGACCACGACUCUCCCUGCUUCCUGCACUAUAGUCACUGCCUUCACUGCUAAUUCCCUUAAGAAAUGCACACCUUCUCUGUCUCUCUCUGUGUGUAGUACGUAAAGGCAAGUAGUGGUAUAGGCAGGACUUGUGGGAGUAAUAGGUUGGGCUUUUUGCAUGCAUGAUGGGCUUGAGAGGGGAUGUUUCUGUCCUUUACCUCUCCUGCCAACUUCAAUUUUCUUAGCCUCGGGCAAAUGCAAUAGUUGGGUCUCUUUCUCAUCUGGAUCCGGUGAGGUUUUCUCCAUUAAAAGACACCAUCUCAGUUCAUUGAGAAAAAGGGACAAAGAAAGCUGACCGGGAUCCUCUUGUGCCCUCCCCCCACGACACUCCCCUGUGGACCCAUUUAGUGCCCCUUCCUUUGCCAACACUUAGCCACCCAGAGCUGGCUUUGUUCGCCCCACACCCUGAGCUCUCCUUUUGGGGAGGCAAAGGUCUCCUCUCUUUCUUGUGCUGCUGAGAAUUCUCCCGCACUUUACUCUCCCCCUCCUCCUCCCCCUCCUCCUCCUCUACUCUCCACUGAAGUUUUUAAUACUGCACUGCCCCUGCGGCCACGGAAUCUGCCUCGUGUCUGUUUCAUCCUUUCCGGAGCAGGGCAGCUCUGUUUGUCUUCCUCCAAAGCGUCUUCUAACAACUUUUACGGUAAUUCUCAGACUUGGGCAGCUGUAUGGCUGGUUUCCACAGAUUGCUCUGUUGUGGGUCUCCCCCCCUUCAGUGGGCGUUCGUAUUUCCCCAUUUAUAAAUGUUAACUUAAAAGUCCCACACCCAUUCCUUGCACGCUCCUGUAUGUGUGCUGCACAACACUUUGCAUAGCCAGCCCCUCAUUUUGACACAUGCGUAUUCCUGUUACGUUCCUGUGUCUCCUUUCGGUGAAAUAAACAUGGUGUUGCUGUUGCUCCUG
Molecule: messenger RNA, 47420 nt
Organism: Podarcis lilfordi (Lilford's wall lizard)
Lineage: Eukaryota; Metazoa; Chordata; Lepidosauria; Squamata; Lacertidae
Source: the annotation of a GenBank genome assembly